ACAUUCAUAGUGCUAAAUAGAGGGAAGACAAUCUUCCGCUUUAGUGCCAACCCUGCCUUGUACAUCAUAAGUCCUUUUAAUAUUUUCAGGCGAAUAGCUAUAAAAAUUUUGAUACAUUCAUAUCCUUUUAAAUGGUGUCCUACCAGGAGAGACAAAAGUCUUUCCUGUUCGUUUAGAUUAUUUAUUAUGAUGUUGCUGCUUCUGUUGCUGCUGCAUGCUGCUAUUAAUGUUCAUAUGACUACUGCUUCAGUGUAGGUAGUAUAGUCUGUAUCAUGUAAUGGGUUGAUGUUCAAAAUGGCACCCUAUUCCCUUGAUAGUGCACUAUAUGGAAUAGGCCAGGGACGCACAGUCAGCGCUAUAUAGUCUGAAAGCUGCAGGUAUCAGCAAGGGCAAAGCUGUUAACUACAGUGGGAAAAAUACAUGGAUAUAGUCUUUAAUUUGAAGAUUAAUCUACCAAUGAGAAUGGCUAAAUGCCAAAAUGGAUGAUCCUUAAUCUUGGAAAGAGAGUACAUGUAGGAUUUUACAUUUCAUCAAUCCUUAACCUGACAACUGUAAACCCUCUUACUGAGCCCCCGUAGAGGGGCUUCUAAAGUCUUCUAAAAAGAGGGAUUACUUUUUCUUCUUUCCCUUUUUUAGUAUCUAUUAACCCAGGCUAGCACCCCAUGUGUCCCACAGAAACCUUUGGUAACGUCGACAUACCUGUAUUUACUCUUACCGAACUGAUCAGAUCAGAGCAGAUUGCUACAUUGGGAGAGGAGAGGAGUGGAGGGCUAGUGUAAGGGUGACUUCGAUAAGAUUGCAGCUAUUAAUCCAGUAUUAUGCAGUUAUAAUGUAUUAUUAAGACUUUUUAUGAUAAAUGACCCCCUUAUAAUGUAUUAUUUUAUCAGGAUGACUCUCAGCCAUGGAGAAGGGGGAGAGAACUCUGACUAAUAAUGAUGUCACAUCCAGUCUUUAGAUGUUAGAAGAAGGGAUAGCUAUUGGCUACCAAUAUACAAGUAGAUCAGAUGGCUUAGUCCAUACAUCCUACAUCCUUGGCCAUUGAUCUAUUAAGAUGCUGAAAAUAACACUGAAACUGAUCCUCAUUCGUGAUCCUGACCUGGGCACUGACCCCAGAUAGACUUAUAGACAUUAUAUAUCGCUACAGAAUCGACAGAUACAGUUACAAAAUGUGUAUUUGACCCACAAUCAAUCUAUGCACCCACAAUACAUUGUGCUCGUAUACCACAGAAAAUCUGUGUGAAGGAUUACUUUGAGAUUUGAGAGUGAAAUUAGUCUGGGGGUUGCUUUGGUUUUGCAUUGAGGUUGCUGCUAUUUUAACAGUCACACAAAUCUAGGGCCCAAAGUCAUAAAGCUUCUCAGACUAGGAGUGCUUAUCUCGUAUUAGUUUUAAGUUAUAAUGAAUACAAUUAUAUGGACGGGUGGACCUGAUCGUAGAUCAGCACUCAUACUGUGAGACGCUUUGUGAAUACGGGCCUGGUGAGUCUUAGUUUUUGAAAUCCUACAAUGUGUUGAUACUUCAAGGUUAAUCCUGUCUUGAGUAGUUUAAUCAUGUCAAUCACUUCCUGGAUUGGACUUCCCACUCAGCACCAAUCACAGCCUGCCAUGUGGGUCUGCUGACACAUCAGGGUUGCAUCUCAAUAGUCUAAAGAUGUGUCCUCUCCUUGUCUCCUACUGGUCGCCUCUCUUCGCUUCCCUUCUCUUUUUCAUUAAACCACUAGACAGGUGAGAGCUAUUUCAUUGCUAGACAGACGACAUUUUGGUUUUCACAGAGCCUGUUUUAAGAUCAGUACAGAUGAAGGAAAUGAGAUAUAGAGGAGAGGAAGUCACUUUAGAGUAUUAAAAUACAGCCCUGGUUGCGCUACUGCUGACAUUGGAGUUUUCCUGGUGAUUUUACAGUCUUUUAUGGCCAACAACGAUUUAUUUAUGUAUAUAUUUUUGCUCAGAAAACAUGGGGGCCAAAUCAAAUCACCCACAGGUUGAAUUUGGCCGCCUAUUGGGGAACCCUGCUCUAUGGUGUCAAUUGUUUAGGUUGUGACCAUUUCAGUUUGGACAAUUUUGACUUAUUUUGGACUUGAAAUCAUCCCUAUAGCUAACAUAUGGCUGUCUUUCUUUAAUUUGGACAUCCCAGCAAACAUAUAUUCUAGUCCCAAAACCGUAAUUUACAUAUUUCUUGAUAUAUUAGAUGUUCGGUAGUGACACGUCUUAAAAAUACAUGAAGAUUUACCAACUUGCUCACUCAUUUCCUCCAAAAUGUUUGCAGAAAGACUACUCACCAUGUGGCCUGCUGGAGAGGGAUGCAAUCCCAUCACCUGGUGAUAUUUGUAGGGAUAUGGCUUAAGGCACAUUCAUUCUACAGUCUUUUAAUGUGUGUGUUUCGGUAGUGACAUCAAAAUGUGGGACAGCAUUAUUUUGAGACAGUACUGUAUCAUGAUGUAAAUAAAUGUCCUAAGUUUGGAGACAUAACUGUUUUUUUACUUGUUUUUUUGUGGGUGGGACUGCAAUUUGCACCACUUCUGUAAAAUCAUCCAUAUAGUAAUGUUCCUAUGAGAGAUAGGGAAAAGAGUGUGCAUAAUCUGCCUGAACUGAAUGGAAGAUUACCAUCAAACGUAAUGUGAUAGAUAGUAAACUGUUAUGGAUGACAUUUUUUGUUUGUUUUCCACUGUGAAUCUCUGGACUUUUCCUUAAUUUGUUUCCCCACUCUUUUCAGCAUGAUCAUUAUGUGUACUAUUUUGACCAACUGUAUAUUCAUGACUUUUAGUGAUCCUCCUGAGUGGUCCAAACAAGUAGAGUAAGUACACGUUUAUUAUAUUUAUCUACACAAGUACAUAGUAAAUACUAAUACACGUUUAUUAUGCAUGUCUCAACCUACACAAGUAAGAUUUGAUCAGUGGUGUAUUACUAACCUUACUAAUAGUCGUAGGAUGUGUCUAAAAUCUUUCUUGCCUACUACUUACUAAAACUACAUACCGUGUACUAAAAUGAAAUCCUGGCAAUUAGGCCAUACUCAAUUCCACAUACUGUAAAACGUUAUAUUUUGGCAUACCCAAAUUGGCUUCUAUUUAGAACGCAAGUUGGGUAUUUGGACGAUGCCUUAGUGUAUUACCAGUACAUCAUUUCAACAGAUAAUAACUUGUUGUUCUUCAUGGAUUUGAUAAAUUGCUAAUUCUGAUCAUGCUUCCAUGCUUCUGUCUUCCAGGUACACGUUCACAGGGAUUUAUACGUUUGAAUCUCUUGUAAAAAUUGUCGCUCGAGGAUUCUGUAUAGAUGGGUUUACAUUCCUAAGGGAUCCAUGGAACUGGCUGGAUUUCAUGGUCAUUUCUAUGGCGUAAGUAUCAGACUCCUAUAGAUACCUACCUGUUCAUUCUUAUAAGAAAUAUUUAGCAUUAUUACUGUGUGAAAUCAUUGAGUAGAGCAUAAAUACGUCUAAAGUUAUUGUUACUGUCCAGAACUAUCCAGUCUUUCUUUCUUUCUUUCUUUCUUUCUUUCUUUCUUUCUUUCUUUCUUUCUUUCUUUCUUUCUUUCUUUCUUUCUUUCUUUCUUUCUUUCUUUCUUUCUUUCUUUCUUUUGCUUUUUCUUUUCCUUUUUCUUUUUUCUUUUUUCUUUCUCUUUACUUUGGGAAAGAGGGGUUCAAUCAGGCGUUUUCAGAAGGUUCCUGACCGUUCCUGCUUACUUCCUUAUCUCUCCCCCAUUUUCUCUCUCUUGCUCUCUCUCUCUCUCUCUUUAUCUGUCUCACUCACUCACUCUCCAUUUUUCUCUUUCAAUUUGCUGGAGACCUCAGGAUUCUGAUCAAGGCUUCAUCUCACCAUGUUGAAUUUGACAUAAUAUAGUAUAGUUAAGAAUACAUGACAUGACAUUUUUACAAACUAACUAUAACGCUAACUAUCUAUAACUAUAUGCUACCCUGUUUUUGAUGAUACGUAGAACUAGUUCAGCGACUUACGAAGUGGGCUUUCAAUAUCUUAAACAUCAAGAAGUGUUUCUGUUGAACCACUACAUUUGUCUUUUUUAUCUGUGUGUAAAUAACAAGAGUUUGUAACUUUGAUUUGAUUCUGCAGGUAUAUAACAGAGUUUGUAAACCUAGGCAAUGUCUCAGCUCUGCGCACGUUCAGAGUGUUGAGGGCAUUGAAAACUAUUUCUGUAAUUCCAGGUAAGACAGGAUGGGGGAUGGGGGUUUGGUCCAUGGGGUCAGUGUUAGGUGUAUUGUGGGUCGUGUUUUUUCUUUCCUUUUUCCUUUCCUCCCCCUCAGUGGACAGGCUCUGUGAGUGGCGUCGUGGUUACCUCCUGGUUCGGUGCGUGCGUAGCGUGCGUGGUGGUGUUGUGGUGCUCUUGCGUGUGGUUUUGUCAUUGGUGUUUGUUUGUGUGUGAUCCUUCCCCUGUUUACAGAUAUAUAACAGAGUUUGUGGACCUGGGCAAUGUCUCUGCGCUGAGAACAUUCAGAGUUCUCCGAGCAUUGAAAACUAUCUCUGUCAUACCAGGUGAGAUUCAGUUUAAACACUAAGGCUGAUACUUAUAUCUCACCCUUUUACUUUUCUUAUACUCACUAUUAUUAUAAUUUUUAAGCAACAAAAAAAAUAAUUGGAAAUAAUAAUCAUUUUUAUUGUUUUAUUUUUCUCCAAAAUUAUCAAAAAUGGUACUAAUACAUUUUUGAUAGGCUUCGCAGUCUACUCCAGGGCCCUCCAAAGUGUCUGCACUCUCUUCUUCCCUAGUAAAACUCUCAUCCUAAAUAAGGCUCUAGUUUCCAAGGCAGCUGUGGUUCUCCUCAGAAAUAGCUGUAAGCCUCUGCAAAUGGCUAUUAUUUGGAAUAGACAAAAGCAGAAUCCCCACCUCUUAAGAAAAGGACACUGACAGUACCAGUCCAAUAGCAUAUCACUAGAAUACAACCAGAGACAAAGUCAAAUAUAUAUAUUGAUUAAAUAUGGGAUAACAUUUUUCUUUUUGCUUAACAUAAGGAAUCGCUUAUAAUUAACUAACCUUUCCUGAUUCACUGUACUGUGUACACUUUGGCGAAGACAGUUGAGCUCAUCAGCUACUGUAAAGCUCAUCCAAAGUACUUUUACCAUUGGAAAAAGCCUCCAGGUUUUUCGGGAGAUGAAGAUAAUUAUUCAUAUAAUACAAAAAUAACUCGAUAAUUGGCUUGUAAGAAAAUAUUAAAUUAACCAAAUCCAUUUACAUUAUUUAUUACAAAGGAUGGAAAUGUCAGAAUUUUACUCUAUAUAUCCGGCUUGAAGAAGAAAGCUAGAGUAUGUUGACGUCAAGUUGAGAGCUGACAUAGCUCUUAGUGACAGCCCACAGAAUAUAUCCAGAAACGUAUAUAUAUAGAGAGUUAGGCCAGGUUUUAGAACGGCUGCCACGUUAGCGUCCAUAUAGAACUUUAUUCUUGAAAUGUUGGUGCUGAUGUAACAAUACGAGAGCACCUCCGACAAAUGACCCGCUGUAAACAAGCAAAACAGAGCAGCGAAUUUAACAGACGUUUUUUACUGAUUAGCAUUCUGGAUAACGUGGUGUAGUUUCAACAAAUUGCAUAUUUGCUUUCACUGGACAUUCAUAGGUUUUGAAAACUAUCAGAAAUAAACAGCACAACACGGAAGCGUUAAUUAUCACUUUGCAUUGGCUACGGAGGAAAAAGUGCUGCUCUCGGAAUGUUCAACCGCAUUGGCCUAACUCUCUCUAUAUAUGGCUCUGAAUAUAUCUAUUAUUGAUGAAGACUGCCAAGCCUAGUUUGUGGACAUAUUUAAUGCUGCAUGAUGCUUUUUAGUCACUUGUUUUACAGUAUUAGCCUACUAAGAAGCUUGGCUGAUGACAAAUGGCAUUGAAAACGUUUGUUUUUCCCGUUUUCGUUUGUUGUUUUGUUUAUUUUGAUGAUACAUUUUUAGAAAUAAUACUUGACUAGAAAAUAGAACACAACCUUAUUUUCUGUUGAUAUUCUAAAGCGUUGUAGAAUGCCGAUGGGGGAACUAAAUGACCCACUAACCUUUAAUUGAGUCAACGCAUAUUAUACCUAGAGUACAUACAGUACCAGUCAAAAGUUUGGACACACCUCAUUCAAGGGUUUUUCUUUAUUUUUACUAUUUUCUACAUUGUAGGAUAAUAGUGAAGACAAAAACACUAUGAAAUAACACAUAUGGAAUCAUGUAGUAACCCAAAAAGUGUUAAACAAAUCAAAAUAUAUUUGAGAUUUGAGAUUCUUCAAAGUAGCCACCCUUUGCCUUGAUGACAGCUUUGCACACUCUUGGCAUUCUCUCAACCAUCUUCAUGAGGUAGUCACCUGGAAUGCAUUUCUAUUAACAGGUGUGCCUUGUUAAAAGUUAAUUUGUGGAAUUUUUUUCCUUCCUAAUGCGUUUGAGCCAAUCAGUUGUGUUGUGACAAGGUAGGGGUGGUAUACAGAAGAUAGCCCUAUUUGGUAAAAGACUAUGUCCAUAUUAUGGCAAGAACAGCUCAAAUAAGCAAAGAGAAAUGACAGUCCAUCAUUACUUUAAGACAUGAAGGUCAAUAAAUCUGGAAGAUUUCAAGAACUUUUAAAGUUUCUUAAAGUGCAGUCACAAAAUCCUUCAAGCGCUAUGAUGAAACUGGCUCUCAUGAGGACCACCACAGGAAAGGAAGACCCAGAGUUACCUCUGCUGCAGAGGAUAAGUUCAUUAGAGUUACCAGCCUCAGAAAUUGCAGCCCAAAUAAAUGCUUCACAGAGUUCAAGUAACAGACACAUCUCAACAUCAACUGUUCAGAGGAGGCUGUGUGAAUCAGGCCUUCAUGGUCGAAUUGCUGCAAAGAAACCACUACUAAAGGACACCAAUAAGAAGAAGAGACUUGCUUGGGCCAAGAAACACGAGCAAUGGACAUUCGAUCGGUGGAAAUAUGUCCUUUGGUUUGAUGAGUCCAAAUUUGAGAUUUUUGGUUCCAACCGCCGUGUCUUUGUGAGACGCAGAGUAGGUGAACGGAUUAUCUCUGCAUGUGUAUAUUUUAUAUUUUAUAUUCUUCAAAGUAGCCACCCUUUGCCUUGAUGAACCCUUUGCACACGCUUGGCAUUCUCUCAACCAGCUUCACCUGGAAUGCUUUUACAACAGUCUUGAAGGAGUUCCCACAUAUGCUGAGCACUUGUUGGCUGCUUUUCCUUCACUCUACGGUCCAACUAGGGCUGUUGCCAUGACUGUAUUACCGCCACACCGGCGGUCAUGAGUCAUGAAGACAGACAAAUUCCACAUGACCGUUUAGUCACGGUAAUUAGGCUUCUCCAAGUUCUGACGCUGCUGCUGGUCAUUAGUAGCCUACCUUGCUAACUGCCUGGUACUCGGUACUCUAUUGUCCCUCUAAUCACUCUGACAUCAAUGCAAAUGUGUCGAAAAUCUAAUCAAACACUUCACGAGAGCCCAUGAGCUGAUGUUGCGCAACAUUUCUAUAGGCUAUGCAAUUGCGGGAGAAAACAGAGUAAUGGCCGCUAAUAAAAAGAGGAGGAUCCCAUCAGCUUUCUAUAGGCUAGGUCUACUAUAUUUAUUUCUCAACAUUCCUAAUAUUAAGCAUAUUGCUUAUAUUUACAACAGGAGUAUAGCCUACCUGGCUGGCAUGAAAAACGUCCUCCAUUCGCUAUUUAUUUUUUCCCGCUGGCCCAUUUCGAUACAGGUGCAUGCCAAUGGUCCAUUCUAAAUCAAAACAAAUGUCACACAUAAAUGAUUUAGUAUAUGUGAAGACAAGAUUAAAUCAAGAAUAGUCUGAUGGGUGACAAUAUUAGCCUAUCACUGAAUUAUAUAUUAUCACUUGUGAAUGAUGUCCAGCAUAAGAAACAAUGCCUUUUUUUUGCGACUUGUUAAAAUCAUAGUCGCACACCUCAUGUAGCCUAGCCUCUAGGCCUAUAUGUUUUAAAAAGGUUUGUAUCACAACUAAAGUGACCAAAUAACUUCUUAAAAUUAAGCACAUUCAUCCGCUUUACAAGGGGUGUAGAGCCUAACUGGCAUAUAUAAGCAGAAUAGAAUAGGUCAACCUUUGCACCAUGGGGGAUAGUAGUUUGACAUAGGCUAGUGCUUUUGCUGUUCGUUAGGCCUACUCAUCUUGUUGGCUGAUGAAAAGUAAAUGUGGACAGUUCUUCUAACAUCUUCAACAUGCACCUCGGAAUUGGAUAAGGACGCACGCAGUUGCGUCCGCGAUGUGUCUGUCUUCAACUUGUAGCCUGUGAGAAAGACCCGAUCACGUGACGGAGAGCCGUGUGAGUGAGAGACGCUUCGGAUUGCGCAGCACACUCAAGGAGAAGGGCACAAUGCAGCACUCCGGGCCGCAAAAGGCAUGGAUUUUUUUAGGGUGCAUUACGGCCACAAAAGGGGAUGCCGCCGUGAAAUUCGAGGCAUUAUCAAGUGCUUGUCAAAUUGUGCAUGAGAGACUUUUGGAGUGUGUACAGCCUGCGCAAAAAACAAAGCAGAGCUCAUGCCUUUCAAGCGACUUUUUUCAAAUCAUCAUUAGAGUCUCAUCAUGCAGCCUUACAUUGUAUUAAAAAUCAAAACAUAUAGCCCAACGUUUGUAGAACAACUAAAGUUACAUUAAUAACUCUAAAUUAAGUAUAUAGGAGUACCUAUUUCUUUGUUAACCGCUCAACACAGAAUAGCCGCAUGUGCGCACUCCCUUCAAUCGUUUGGAGAAAAUAUGUAUAUUUUAUUCAGCUUUGUUCAAUUGUAUUCUUCAUACUAUAAAAUAAUAUAAAAUAAUGCCACGGAAUUAUAAGCAAAUCUUGUCUGCUAAAUGAACUAGUGUAGCCCACAGCCAUUUGGCAUAGCCACAUCAGGACCUAAAAUAAGGACAACUCAGAGUAUGCUAUUAUUUUCUUCUGAAAUAGACUAUAUUUUCUUCAUAUCAUGCUUCUUUAGACCUGUCUAAAAUAAAUAAUGGAUUUAUUGUGAAGGUGUAGGCUUUAUUACAUGGAUUUAUUAGACUUUGUCAAAUGGCCUGUAGGCUAUGUGUGGAAGCCAGGAGAUGCUAAAUGUGUUUAUGUUAAUUAAUGGUCAAUUACCGUGAGACAGACAGUUAUUUGCUUGACAAUCACCGGCUGACAACAUUUUGUGACUGCCACAGCCCUAGGUCCAACUCAUCCCAAACCAUCUCAAUUGGGUUGAGGUCGGGUGAUUCUGGAGGCCAGGUCAUCUGAUGCAGCACUCCAUCACUCUCCUUCUUGGUCAAAUAGCCCUUACACAGCCUGGAGGUGUGUUGGGUCAUUGUCCUGUUGAAAAACAAAUGAUAGUCCCACUAAGCGCAAACCAGAUGAGAUGGCGUAUCGCUGCAGAAGGCUGUGGUAGCCAUGCUGGUUAAGUGUGCCUUAAAUUCUAAAUAAAUCACUGACAGUGUCACCAGCAAAGCACCCCCACACCUCCUCCUCCAUGCUUCACGGUGGGAACCACACAUGCAGAGAUCAUCCGUUCACCUACUCUGCGUCUCACGAAGACACAGCGGUUGGAACCAAAAAUCUCAAAUGACUCAGACCAAAGACCAGAUUUCCACUGGUCUAAUGUCCAUUGCUCGUGUUUCUUGGCCCAAGCAUUGUAAAUAAGAAUUUGUUCUUAACUGACUUGCCAAGUUAAAUAAAGGUUAAAUAAAUAGCCCACGUUCCCCCUUAGAAUACAUCAUCUAAUGUUGUUUCCCGCCAUUCCUUAAUUUUGGUAUAGCGCGUCCUCUUCAAAUCAAAUUUUAUUUGUCACAGAUGUUAUUGCGGGUGUAGCGAAAUGCUUGUGCAUCUAGCUCCGACAGUGCAGUAAUAUCUAACAAGUAAUAUCUAACAAUUUCACAACAUAUACCCUAUACACACAAAUCUGGUAAGGAAUGGAAUUUAAAAAUAUAUACAUAUAUGGACAAGCAAUGACAGAGCAGCAUGGACUAAAAUACAGUAGAAUAUUAUAGAAUAGAAUGCAGUAUAUACAUCUGAGAUGAGUAGUGCAAGAUGUGUCUGCUAAAUGAUGUAAAUGUAAAUGUAAAUAUGUAAACAUUACUAAAGUGACUAGUGUUCCAUUUCUUAAAGUGGCCAGUGAUAAUCUUAUCUGAUUAUCAGCUUUUGUCAAAUACACGUGGUUAUGAAAAGACGAUUCUCUUCCUCAAUAGCAUGAAAAGCCGAAAAGAUUAUGACAUCCUGGCAUUUAAAGCAUACACAUUUUUAGAAACUUCACAUACUAAAAAACAUUAUAUUAUCGCAUACCCAAAAUGCUUACUAUUUAGACCGCAAGUAUGGGUAUUCGGGCAGGGACAUUAAGAAUAAAUAGAUGUUAUUAUGUAUGAAGUAAAUUCACUCAGGAGCGUCACUGAAAAUAUAGAAAAUAUAGUUUAUUAUUAUGUCAACGAUAUAUUGAUUAGGUGCAUGACACCUCACUAGUGGUCCAUUUUAUGCCACUAGUCAGCGUCGUAGAGGUUUAGGUUUUUGGUGCGUUCAAGACAACUGGGGACUCUGAAGAAAACUAGCUCAGACUGUGAAAAAUCGUGACAUCAGUGAUCUCUUCAUGUCGGAGAAGUCGGAGCUCUAGGAAGAUGCCAGAGUUUCCGACUUGUAAUUCCGAGUUGGAUGGCCGUUAAAAACUUUUUUCACAGUCUGAGCUCAUUUUUUUCAGAGUUCCCAGUUCUCUUGAAUGUACUGAAGUCAGAGUUCGGAGAUUUCCUUGUUCCGAGUUCUGAGUUCCGAGCUGUCUUGAACACACCAUAAGAUGGAAGCAUAUUAUAGAAGGAGAGGUGGAGGCCAAGCCUGUUGUACCAGUAGAGCAGGCUUGGCCUGCACCCAAAAUGGGCCCUGGGUAUGUGAGAGGUGAGUCGUGAGUUAUGAGAAUACACCCUAUUUCUUCUUAAUUUGGGUUGUUGGAGGACGAUUUGGGUCACGGAUGUUCAAUUUCACAUUUGAGUCUCGAGCUGAAAAAGUUUAAGAACCCCUGAUUUAGAGGGUCAACAGAAGCCCCUUUGGGGUUUCGGUUCCAUGUUUGAGGGGACAUUCCGGUUCCAAGAGUAAGAGACAUUCCGGUUCCGGAAAUGUUUGGAAUCCUCCUGCACUUUAUGGACCCAUUGCUUCAGCCACUGUGAGUUCUGCCUGAGGAUGAUGCCUGUCCUGAAGGUAAAAUAAUAUGAUUCUGUCUUCAGUAAAGCGCUGUAGGUUUGGGGGAAGAGCCUGGCUGUAGUAGGGUUGGGCCAAGAAGGGGUAAGAGUCUGUGCUUUAACCUAAUGACACUAAAAUACAAGAUAAAUGAAGAAAGGAAAGGCCCCAGAGUGGCAAUGGCAUUGAAUUGUUUCUGUUCAGCCUUGGAGUUUAAAUGACCUGCAUGUGGUUGGUUUCGACCCCCUGCCUGCCUGUGCCUCUGUCCUCUUAUCAUGGCCCCCUUGUUGUGCUGCUGUGCUUCCUUUCUUUCUUUUCCUUUCUUUCUUAUGGAUCUUCCUCUCACUGUUCUGUUUCGUCCUCCCCCUCUAGUUCAGGUGUAAUCCAACACUGGCCCUGCUGGCUAGAAGUGCAAAUCUUUUGAAAGGCAAGAUACUAUAGGUCUCUUCCUGGUUCAAUAGUGAUAUCUCUUCCCGGUUCAAUAGUGAUAUAUUAUCUCUGUCAUAUUUUUCUCUGACUAACUGUAUAAAGCCAGUGACUGUCUCAAUACUGAAGCUCAGAACAGAGGGGGAUGGCUCUUGGAUAUUUCUUGUUCGUUUUUUAUUUUAAAAUGUGUUGUAUGUGUUCAGUGGUUGAAAUUUGUCUAAAGUUGGACUGUCUUUAACCAAUGAAAUGUAAAUUUAAGUGGGAUUUCUAUGAUUAUGUUCUUGAAACUACUUUCAGGAUUCUAUUUGGCAAAAUUAAAUUAAAUGUCAGUUUUCCAGCCCAUCUUCUUAAAGACAAUUUUACGUUUUUUGAUAUACACUGAGUAUAACAAACAUUAGGAACACCUUCCUAAUAUUGAGUUGAACCCCCCCACCCCUUUUUGCCCUCAGAACAGUCUAAAUUCGUUGGGGGUAUGGACUCUACAAGGUGUCAAAAGCGUUCCACAGGGAUGUUGGCCAAUUUUGUCUCCAAUGCUUCCAACACUUGUGUCAAAUUGGCUGGAUGUCCAUUGGGUGGUGGACCAUUCUUGAUACACACGGGAAACUGUUGAGCAUGAAAAAGCCAGCAGCGUUGGAAUUCUUGACACAAACCUGUGCGCCUGGUACCUACUACCAUACCCCGUUGAAACGCACUUACAUUUUUUGUCCUGCCCAUUCACCCUCUGAAUGGCACACAUACAUAAUACAUGUGUCAAUUGUCUCAAGGCUUAAAAAUCCUUCUUUAACCUGUCUCCUCCCCUUCAUCUACACUGAUUUAAGUGGAUUUAACAAGUGACAUCAAUAAGGGAUCAUAGCUUUCACCUGGAUUCACCUGGUCAAUCUAUGUCAUGGAAAGAGCAGGUGUUCUUAAUGUUUUGUAAACUCAGUGUAUACAUAAUAUAUAACAUAUUAUAAACUGGGUGGUUCGAGCCCUGAAUGCUGAUUGGCUGACAGCCGUGGUAUAUCAGACUGUAUACCACGGAUAUGACCUAACAUUUGUAUUGCUCUAAUUAUGUUGGUAAACAAUUUAUAAUAGUAAUAAGGCACUUCAGGGGUUUAUGAUAUAUGGCCAAUAUACCAGAGCUAAGGUGUUGCAUCGUGCAUAAGAACAGCCCUUAGCCGCGGUAUAUUGGCCAUAUACCACACCCCCUCGGGCCUUAUUGCUUAAAUAUAAACUGUAUAUUAUACUGAUAACAUUUACAUUUGUUUUGUAUGUGAUUAAAUACCCAACUCAGGCAUUAGGGAUUAAUAUGCGUAUUAUAAUGGCUCCAUUCCCAUCACACAAUAUACUGUAAGUUGAAUAAUGUCUGAAGGAAUGAACGUAAAACAGACAGGAUAGUACAGCACAUUACAUUACUGGAGCUAUAGCACCUUUAAAAAAUAGCAAAGUCACCUUGUCUGGGAACUUCAAGACACCUUGAGUAUACACACCUUCUGCAUCACCUCUUUGGUUUGUGCGUGUGUGCGUACGUUUGUCUGUUCGUCCGUGUGUGUGUGUGUGUGUGUUUCUCCCUCUCCAGGACUGAAGACCAUUGUCGGUGCUCUAAUCCAAUCUGUGAAGAAAUUGUCAGACGUUAUGAUCCUCACGGUCUUCUGUCUCAGUGUCUUCGCUUUGAUUGGACUACAGCUCUUCAUGGGCAACCUACGGCACAAAUGCGUGAUUUGGCCAAUCAACUCCACCGAGAACUACUUGGCCAACGGCAGCAAAGGCUUCGACUGGAAAGAAUACAUCAAUAACGACAGUAAGUAGCCUAGUCACAGUCAAACAGUCCAGGGUUGUGUUCUUUAGGGCACAGUGGCACACCAUAGUAAAAGGUUUCAAUUCUCUGGAAAACUUUUUGUCCUAUAUCCCUCUACAUAGCUAGAAAGAGAUGUUAUUCUGAUGAUGUUCUGUGUGUGUUUGUUUCUUUCACCAGCCAAUUUCUACUUCCUGCCUGGACAAUUGGAUGCCCUUUUAUGUGGCAACAGCUCAGAUUCUGGGUGAGUAGCUACUCUGUCUGUCUGUCUGUCUGUCUGUCUGUCUGUCUGUCUGUCUGUCUGUCUGUCUGUCUGUCUGUCUGUCUGUCUGUCUGUCUGUCUGUCUCCUUGUCUCUCUGUCUCCUUGUCUGUCUGUCUGUCCUUCUCCUCUUCAGACCCACUCUUCUCUUAUUAUUUUAUUAAACCAGACAACUGUACGAUAUGGCAGCCAUUAUGUUUUUGUAUGUACAGUGCAUUCGGAAAGUAUUCAGACCCCUUCACAUUUUCCACAUUUUGUUACUUUACAGCCUUUUUCUAAAAUUGAUUAAAUAAAACAUUUUCCUCAUCAAUCUACACACAAUAACCCAUAAUGACAAAGCGAAAACAGGUUUUUGGAUUUGUUAGCAAAUGUAUUAAAAAUAAAAAACAGAAAUACCUUAUUUACAGAAGUAUUCAGACCCUAUGAUAUGAGACUCGAAAUUGAGCUCAGGUGCAUCCUGUUUCCAUUGAUCAUCCUUGAGAUGUUUCUGCAACUUGAUUGGAGUCCACCUGUGGUAAAUUCAGUUGAUUGGACAUGAUUUGGAAAGGCACACACCUGUUUAUAUAAGGUCCCACAGUUGACAGUGCAUGUCAUAGCAAAAACCAAGCCAUGAGGUCGAAGGAAUUGUCGGUAGAAUUCCAAGACAGGGGCUUCGAGGCACAGAUCUGGGGAAGGUUACCAAAACAUUUCUGCAGCAUUGAUGGUCCCCAAGAACACAGUGGCCUCCAUCAUUCUUAAAUGGAAGAAGUUUGGAACCACCAAGACUCUUCCUAGAGCUGGCCGCCCGGCCAAACUGAGCAAUCGGGGGAGAAGGGCCUUGGUCAGGGAGGUGACCAAGAACCCGAUGGUCACUCUGAUAGAGCUCCAGAGUUCCUCUGUGGAGAUGGGAGAACCUUCCAGAAGGACAACCAUCUCUGCAGCACUCCACCAAUCAGGCCUUUAUGAUAGAGUGGCCAGACGGAAGCCACUCCUCAGUUAAAGGCACAUGACAGCCCGCUUGGAGUUUGCCAAAAGGCACCUAAUGGAAUCUCAGACCAUGAGAAACAAGAUUCUCUGGUCUGAUAAAACCAAGAUUGAACUCUUUGGCCUGAAUGCCAAGCGUCACAUCCCGAGGAAACCAGGCACCGCUCAUCACCUGGCCAAUACUAUCCCUACGGUGAAGCAUGGUGGUGGCAGCAUCAUGCUGUGGGGAUGUUUUUCAGCGGCAUGGACUGGGAGACUAAUCAGGAUCGAGGGAAAGAUGAACGCAGCAAAGUACAGAGAGAUCCUUGAUGAAAACCUGCUCCAGAGCGCUCAGGACCUCAGACUGGGGCGAAGGUUCACCUUCCAACAGGACAACGACCCUAAGCACACAGCCAAGACAACGCAGGAGUGGCUUCAGGGCAAGUCUCUGCCCAGCCAGAGCCUGGACUUGAACCCGAUCUAACAUUUCUGGAGAGACCUGAAAAUAGCUGUGCAGCGACGCUCCCCGUCCAACCUGACAGAGCAUGAGAGGAUCUGUAGAGAAGAAUGGGAGAAACUCCCCAAAUACAGGUGUGCCACGCUUGUAGCGUCAUACCCAAGAAGACUCGAGGCUGUAAUCGCUGCCAAAGGUGCUUCAACAACGUACUGAGUAAAGGGUCUGAAUACUUAUGUAAAUGUGAUAUUUCAGUCUUAUGUUUUUAUAAAUUUGCUAAAAACCAGUUUUUGCUUUGUCAUUAUGGGUUAUUGUGUGUAGGUUGACUAAUACAUUUCCGAAUAAGGCUGUAACGUAACAAAAUGUGGAAAAAUAAUAUUUUCAGAAAAGCACUGUAUACAGUAUAAUGCUCAGUCAUCGUAUGACUGUGUUGCCCUCUCCCCUCUCCCCCACCCAGCCGCUGCCCCGAGGGCUACACUUGCAUGAAAGCUGGGAGGAAUCCAAACUACGGCUACACCAGCUUCGAUAGCUUUGGAUGGGCUUUCCUGGCUCUCUUCAGACUCAUGACACAGGACUUCUGGGAGAACCUCUACAUGCUGGUAAGCACCGAAUUAAAUGGAACAUACAGUAUGAUAUACAGUAUGAUAUACAGAAUACAUUAUGAUGUACAGUAUGAUAUACAGUAUACAUUAUGAUAAACAGUAUACAUUAUGAUAUACAGUAUGAAAUACAGUAUACAGUAUGAUAUACAGUAUACAGUAUGAUAUACAGUAUACAUUAUGAUAUACAGUAUGCUAUAUGGUAUACAUGAUGAUAUAUAGUAUGAUAUACAGUAUACAUUAUGAUAUACAGUAUGAUAUACAGUAUACAUUAUGAUAUACAGUAUGAUAUACAGUAUACAUUAUGAUAUACAGUACGAUAUACAGUAUAUAUUAUGAUAUACAUAUCACAUACAGUAUACCGUAUGAUAUACAGUAUACAGUAUGAUAUACAGUAUACAUUAUGGUAUACAGCAGCCUUGGCACGCAAGGGUAUUUGCCUUGUCAUCAGUAAAGAAAAAUGAGGCAGAUGUCCGCUCAUUUAUUGCCUCUUGGACAAAGGAAUAUGGAUUCGUUUUACUGAAGGACCGGUCUGUUUGCGCUCUCUGUUGUAAAACUGUUGUUUGUUGGACAUUAAGUGUAUGGCGUCAUUUUGAAAUGAGACAUGAGAAAAACUUAAAGGAUGAGGCGGACACGGCUGAAGGAAUCAAGAGGGCCGUGUCCAGAUAGGAAAAGCAAAGCAGUGUGUUUACAAAUCUACAUGCAGUCAAAAAUCAAGCUACAUAGGGGAGCUACAAAGUUGCGCAGUACACUGCUAAACAUGGAAAACCAUUUACUAAUGGGGAAUAUAUCAAGGAGGCUUUCCUCAGUAGUUUGCAGGCUUUAUUUGAUGGAUUGCCUAACAAAGACACAAUCAUCUCAAAGAUAAAAUACAUGCCUGUGUCUACCAGAACUGUUGAAAGGCACAUUACCGAGAUGGUUGAAAAUGUAAAGGCACAGCAAACUGUAACGUUAAAAGAUGCACCUGUGUUUAGUGUGGCUCUUGAUGAGAGUGUGGAUGUGAAUGACAUUCCACGUCUGGCAGUUGUUGCAAGAUACUGUGACUCAGAGCAGGUACGCGAGGAGCUGCUUUGACUAAAACCCAUGCAUGGUACUACUAGGGAAGAUGUAGAAAAAGCCUUCCCAGAUCAUUUUGAGGAGAGAGGUGUCGAUAUUAAAAACAUAUUUGCUAUUACACAUAAAGGAUUCGCAAAAGCUGAUUGAAGAUAAGAUUGGUCACCCCGUGGUUAAAUGUCACUGUAUCAUUCACCAAAAGAAUCUGUGUUCCAAGAUCAAGCCCGUGGCGCUAAUGGGCAGCGCCUUUGUUUAGCGAGCUAUAGAAUUCUUCCAUUUGUGGGCAAUUAAAUAUUCUAUAGACACAAUUAGUUGUAAUGCAUAUAUUAAAAUCAUAACUGGCACGCAAAUCGUUAGAAAUGGUAGGGUAAAUUGGCACUCUACACAAAAAAGGUUACCGACCCCUGAUAUACGGUAUGAUAUACAGUAAACAUUAUGAUAUACAGUAUCUAUCAAUGAUAUUGUAUCUCUAUGCUGGUGAGACAGGCUUGUUGUUUCACAUGUUCAUCCUUGGUUUUCGAUUUUGAGUCAAACGCUAAAUGCUUUGUUCACAUAUUCAGCUGGCCGAUUUGCUUGCCUUUGGGUCAUAUUGCUACAUUACAUCUUCACACACUUCCUCCCCCCAAUUACAGUAUAGAUUACAGCACAGUAUAGCAAUAACACCUGGGGGAAGGGAGGAUAGUAAUUCCUUAUACCUGAGAUACAGGGAAAAUGGCACCCUAUUCCCUAUAUAGUGCACUACUUUUGGCCAUAUAUUUUCUUGGGAUUUUUAUGUCAUACACUCUCAGAGAGAGUGGGAUAUGUAAAAAAACACAUUUUCAAUAGGACAAAUAUAAUCACCCACCAAUAUUUUUGUUUUUGGUGUACUUUACUUUUGCUCAGAGCCUAAUUGGCACUGGCAAAUGGUAGUGCACUAUAUAUAUAUAGGUAUUGGAUACCAUUUCAGACAUAAGCAAGGACAUCCGCUAUUAGAAAUAACACUGAAUUCCUGUCAAGAGAAAGAUAUCCCUCCCACCUUCCCACCUGCUACUGUAUGACCCAAUGACUCCCCAUCCUCCAGUCUAAUAUAAAAACUGUGUUCUCCUGGCUCGACUCGCGCUGUCUUGCAGCCAAGCAGCUUCAUCUCCAUAUUGUGGCUCUUAGCUCAACUUGUCCUGUCUUACAGCUCAGCAUUUUAAUAUACAUACUGUGGCUCCUGGCUCGACUCAUGCUGCCUGUCUUGCAGCUCAGCAGAAGAUCCUGCCUGUGUCCCAAAUGGCACCCUAUUUCAUAGUGCACUACUUUUCAUAGCCCUAUGGGCCCUGGUCAAAAGUAGUGUACUAUAUAGGGAAUAGGAUGCCAUUUGGGAUGUAGACCCUCUCCUCAGCCAGGCAGGUUCUCUGUAAUGGUGGAAAGAAACACUUAGGCCUUCUAAUACAGAGCAGAGAGGGCAGGAGUGGGCGGAGGGAGGAGAAGGAAAGGAAGAGAUGAACCUGGGGAUUACAGUCAGGGCAAUCAGGGAGACUACGGCUGUGUCCCAAAUGGCACCCUAUUCCCUACAUAGUGUGCUACUUUUGACCAGGGCCCAUAGGGCUAUGGUUAAAGUAGUGCACUAUAAAGGGAAUAGGGUACCAUUUGGGAUGCAGUUUAGAUGGCUUCUUCUCUCUUCUUAGCUCAGAACAGACACUAUUUUUGGUCAGAUCUCCAAAUCUACUGUGCAUGUGCCAGUGUUCGCUCAUCUGAGCUUCUUAAUAUGGAGACUCAAGUCACCAUUCAUCUGUAUUCCAGAAGGAUAUUUGUGCUGUCCUGUUUUAAAUCAAGAUACUACAGUACAAUGUGUGCUGGUUUUCCAAGGAGGAAAAUCGGAGAAAUGAUCUCAACUUAUUUCCCAUUGUAUUGUAUCAGAUUAUCAGAUCAGACAUUCUAUAGUUCAACCUAGCAUUUAGAUUUUGCAUGAAUAAACACUACCUGCUCAAACAUUACCAGGUUUUAAGAUUCAUAUGCGCUGUAUCCAGAGUAGGCUCAGGUGUGUGUGUGUAGAAUAUUUGGUCUGCAGUACAUUUACAUUUUAGUCAUUUAGCAGACGCUCUUAUCCAGAGUUAGUGCAGAGUUACAGUUAGUGCAUUCAUCUUAAGGUAAAACAUAUAUUUUUUAAUGUACAUGUAAAACUUAAGGUAGCUAUGAGAGCCAACCGCAUAUCAUGGUCAUAAUAAGCUAGUUAUUUUAGGGACUCUGCUGUCCUAAUGUCAGUGGGAAGACUAUGUGGGGAACAGGAGGACAGUAGAGUUUCUGUCCAUUUGUCAGUUUGUGCUGGUACUCUGUCUUGCUGGGGAGUCACAGUGUGUUGUGUUGAAUAUUCUUACCAGCACUACAUGUAAACCGCAUCCAUAAUUGAUGGGGUAGGGAAUUGCUUCUGCCAGAACCCAGGAAGUCCUCUCUGUCUCUGCCUUUAACUCUGCUCCCUACAGACCAUACAUCCUCUUUUGAAGGGCCCUAGUGCAGACCAUACUGUACACCCUCUUUUGAAAGGGGAACUAAGUGUGCAUCCAAAAUGGCAACCUAUUCCCUAAGUGGACAACUUUUUUUUAGUAGACUGAAAUAUUGCCUCUAUGACAAGAAAGAAGGAAAAUGUCUGUCCAUUUAUAGAGUAGAAAAGUAGUACAUGCCAUGUCAUGUAACACAUACAUGGAAUUCUAAAUACUAUUAUGUAACAUUUAAGAGACUGGCUGUUUUAAAGGUAUGUUGGAGUUUUCUUUGCCUCCUGCUCUGUGCUUCUUUCUGCUUGAGACUCUUAAUACUCUCUCCACUGGGGAUAGCAUCCCAAUCCACUGAAAUCAUUGGGCUUGUGUUAGCUAGCUCGCUGGUGGGGUGUGCUUCCACUGCACUGCAUGGAAAACGAGGUCAAAAUGCAGAUAUUGGGUCGGGCUUCAUUUGAUGAAUAACGGCAGGUUGUGCCCAUGCUGGGAACCUAACACACACACACAAACACACACUGGGAACCUAGCGAAAUGCAGUCUGGUGCACCCAAGAAUAAUUCCUACUUCCUAGUGUCAAAUCAGUUAUAAAUCAUUGUUUAUGCAGCGUACAUAAUGUAUAUGACAGUGAAUUCGAAUCAGCAUCACGCUCUAGUAAGCAGAAGGGAAUCUAAAUAUAAUGUAUUAUGUUUUGAAGUGAGGAAGUGUUACAGUAGAUUCUACAUUUCUACACAGCCUGGAUAUCUUCAAGACUACUCAGUAACUGAUACAUAACCUCUGACCUCUACCCUCUAACUCUACCUCAAUAUGAACCUCACAGCCAAGUCAUAUGAGCCAGUUAUCAUCGGAAUGAACAAGAUCUGAGUAGAGGAGGGGGAACAAAGUGACGGCCUUUUCUGGAGGACUGGAUGAGUGACAAGUGUCUGAUUCUCUGCUGUACUCUCUGUUCUCUUCCAGACCCUGAGGAUGGCAGGGAAGGGAUGUUUUUCGGUUUAGAGGUCAGGGGUUAUAGGUUAAAUAGCAAUGUAUCUGACCCUCUGUUGUCUUCUCUCUCCUCUCCCAGACCCUGCGGGCAGCAGGGAAGACCUACAUGAUCUUCUUUGUGCUGGUGAUCUUCGUUGGAUCCUUCUACCUGGUCAAUCUGAUCCUGGCUGUGGUGGCCAUGGCCUAUGAGGAGCAGAACCAGGCCACCAUGGAGGAGGCCGAGCAAAAAGAGGCGGAGUUCAAAGCCAUGCUGGAGCAGAUCAAGAACCAGCAGGAGGCUGCACAGGUCAGUAUCCCAGUGUCUCUGUGUCGCAGCAUGUCUAUGAGGGUUGCCAAAUGGCACCCUUCUCCUGAUAUAGUGCAUAUGUGUUUGGUCAUAUGUGUUUGUUUCUCUGUCUCUGUUGUCACUGUCUCUGCAGGAGGCCGCACAGGUCAGUGUCUGUCUGUUCUGUUCUGUCUGUUCUGUUCUGUUCUGUCUGUCUGUCUGUCUGUCUGUCUGUCUGUCUGUCUGUCUGUCUGUCUGUCUGUCUGUCUGUCUGACUGUCUGUCUGUUCUGUCUGGUCUGUCUGUCUGUCGGUUCUGUCUGACUGUCUGUCUGUUCUGUCUGUCUGUCGGUUCUGUCUGUCUCUCAGCAGCUUUCUGUGUAUACUGUAUGUGCUUGUCUUUCUAUUGCCACUGUCUCUGCUUACUAUACUUCACUCCUAUCCUUGACUGUCUCUUUGGUUUAAAUCUGUUGUGCCUAAUAUAAGCAGUGGAGCCGUGUUCGUUACAGUGCUCCUAUACCUCACUGUGUUUGUGACGGAGGUGAGUAACCUUGCCUGAGACCUGAAGAUUUGCAUGGGCUUCCUGAGCCAAUGCCUAGGCUUUGGCUUAGCGGGCUAAUGCACUCUUCUGGCUCACAGCAAACCGGGGUUCGAACCCUGUCUGUCACAUAUGCUUAGUUUCAAUCUGUUUAGCCUGAUAUAAGCUGUACAGCCAUAUCUCUGACGCCUAGCUACGCAAAAUGGCCAUUUUGCAUACUUGCUUGGCAAAAAUAGGCAUACUUGCACAGCCCCAAGUAAGUCAAGUGCAGCUGCAGCCCCGCAAUUUGUAUCUUGAUGAAACUACGCAGGAUCGCCAUUUUGAGUAGCUAGCUAAAUGCAUUGCGUGUUUGCAUAGGGUAUAAAUUAGGCUUCAGGAGGGCUGGACACAGACAGGUGUUUUUCUCACUCUCUCUGUCCCGGUGCGGCGGUCUGCGAUAGGCCAAUGCCAUGGCGACGUCGGCAGGCACGGUGUCGGAGGACGUAGCGGAGGACGACGGUGGGGGGAACCUGUCCUGUAGCUCGUCAGAGAUGUCCAAGCUCAGCUCCAAGAGCGCCAAGGAGCGGCGCAACCGCAAGAAGAAGUGGCGCCAGAAAGAGCAGUUACAGAGGGAAGAGAAGGGGGACUGCGAGAAGUUCGUCAAAUCUGAGUCAGACGACGGCAGCAAGAGGAGCCGCUUCCGUUUCCCUGACAACCGGUUGGGUCGAAAGUCUUCCAUCAUGAACCAGGUGAGAUGACGAAGGUUGAAGGUCACGGUGUAAUGCAUUCUGGGGCAUAGAUCAUUUAGCCUUGAGCAAUAAACUCAGAUAAACACUAUUUAUAGCUUUGUAAUGUAUCUGUUUAAGGCUCCUACUACAGUGUGUAAAGUAUAUUGGUUGUAGCUAAAAGUUAGAACCAGUUUAUAACAUCAUAACAUAUACAGUGCUGUGCGUAUAUUUGUUGUAUCUAAAUAUACAGUAGCAUGCAUCAUAACCUGCUGUUGUAGCUAAAGAUAUAGUAGCAUGCAUCCGAGGCUUGAAUUAUUAACAGUGAGUACAUGAAUGUUUCAGUGAUAGAAGAGCAGUCACACAGUGUGGUUUUGCUCUGGCAUCUUUCAUAGUGUACUGUUACUGUAUCUGUUCAACAACACAGGGCAGUACUCCUAUGAUGAUAACUGUUAUUUAAACACAAAGCGAUGCAGUCAUGUGAAUUCUAUUGGUGUUAGAACAAGGUUUUGUCUGAGUUCAUCAUCAUCAUCUACAGUAUUAGAGAAUUGGCCCUCUAACCAGAUGAGUACUCACAGGCUUGUGACCAUAAACGUGUCAAAUCAGCAGAGCGAACAUGUUUAUAACAGUAGUAAGAAAGAGGAUUCUAUAUGCAACAUUAGUAAGAGGAUCGUAGUAGUAAGAGGAUCGAUACAGUACAGGUCCAGAUUCACAGUGAGAACAGUAGGAUGCCUACAGCUCAUAUUUCCAUAGAAUAACUAGAAUGGAGAAUCCCAUUCAAAUCAAUGUUCUGACAAUGCGUGGACUGGCGGCAAUAUUGAGUGUACCCAUAGAAGAAAAACACAAAGUAGAAGCAGGAAGUGCAUAUUUUCCCAUGCAGUGUUGGGCUCAGCUGUGUGUUUCUCCUGUCUGACUGUCCUGUGUUUGACCUUGCUGGGGUAGGAUGUCAGUCGCCUAAUUAUUUGAUUAUAUGACACGGUGAGCCAUCAAGUCCUGCUCACCAGACCUGAGGGUCUGGGUGUGAGGGCACCGCACUCUACUGGCUACAAUCAUACCUCACCAACCGGACCCACUAAAAACAACACCCUCAUCUCUUUUCUUCUCUCAAGGAGAUUGGAAUUCCCAUAGUGAUCCUAUAAUUCUAUAUGUAAUUCUAUGGGAAUUCCAGCCUCCUUUCAUAUUUUUGAAGCUAAAUGUAGAACAGGGCUCUCCAACCCUGUUCCUGGACAACUACCCUCCUGUAGGUUUUCACUCCAACCCCAGUUGUAACUAACCUGAUUCAGCAUGUCAACCAGCAAAUUAUUAGAAUCAGGUGCACUGGAUUAGGGUUGGAGCGAAAACCUACAGGACGGUAGCUCAUCCAGGAACAUGGCUGGAGAUCCCUGAUGUAGACAGGACUAAAACAGAUAAAGAGAAAUGGCAGGAGGACAGAUGGUAGGAAAGGUGGUUGUGGGGAUUCAACCCACGACCUUCAGUGCUCUUUUGUAUGCUUUGUGUCAGGAGUUUUACACAGCUACAUCAAUCUCUCUCCUCUCCUCUCCUCUCCUCUCCUCUGUCUUUUACCCUCCUCUCCUCUCGUUUCCUCCUCUCCUCUCCUCAUCUCCUUGUCUUCUUGUCCCUUGCAGUCCCUCCUCAGUAUCCCAGGCUCGCCGUUCCUGUCGAGGCACAACAGCAAGAGCAGCAUCUUCAGCUUCAAGGGGCGCGGCAAGGAUGUGGGCUCGGAGAACGAGUUUGCUGAUGACGAGCAUAGCACUGUGGAGGAGUGCGAGGAGAGGCGGGACUCCCUGUUCAGCCCGUACCGGCGGAGCAGCUACACGGGCUACCACCACGGCGGCGGGAAGAGGAACUCAACGGUGGACUGCAACGGCGUGGUGUCUCUGAUCAGUCCGGGGACCGGCGGACGCCUUCUGCCUGAGGUGAAAAUAGAUAAGGCAUCUGCUGACGACAGUGUAAGGAAGUCAAUGAGUAACUCAGACCCGUCUCGUCUAGGCAUGGCCCCCUCUUUCUCUCUCUUACUCUCUCUUUCCCAACUUUCUCUCUUCCCUCACUUUCUUAUUCUCUCUGUCUCUCUUCUCAACUUUUUUCUUUGCAAGUCCGUAUGUCUGCGCUAUCUGCGCUCUCCCUCCUCCCCUGCUCCUAGUGUCUAGUGUAUGCUAUGCUGCCCCCCCAACCCAAAGAAGCAAAAUAGAGAAACUUUAGUUUACUUUAUCAGAAAAAAAGGUUCUUAUUGUUACUUUAUAACUGGGGUUUUCAGUGACUUCCAGCAUACUGUUGUUUUAUAUCUCAACGUUUUAAUUUUCUCACUCCAAAUGGUGUUACAUUACAUUGACAUUAAAGGGAUAGUUAGAGAUUUUGGCAACUAGGCCCUUGCUCCUGUAGACUUCCAGUCAUUGCACUAACACUAGUUAGCGAUGGCUCCAGAAAUGACCUUCAACUUCCUUCAAACUGCACACAGAGACAUAAUGGUAUCCAUGAGUUCAUCUGACUCUGGGGAAGUAGAAAAAAGGGCUUAAUUGCCAAAAUCUCGAACACUCCCUUUAACAUUUUAGUCAUUUAGCAAACUCUUAUCUUAGAGCGACGUCAGUGCAUUCAACUAAGAUGGGUAUAAACAACCACAUAUAACAGUCAUCAUAAGUAAAAACCCUCUUCAAAAUAGCGGAACUAUUUCCUUCCUUUUCAAACAAUCAACAGUGAAGAAACCAAACCAAACAAAACGAAAAAACCAAACCAAUCUUUCUCUCUUGCUAGUAAGCAGCAUGGUAGUUUGACCUGCCCUUCUACCAGGUCUUGUACAAUGUUUCUGAAUUAGCCAGCAUGAUAACAACCAAACUAGUGGCUAUGAUGUCUAUCCACUCCUACUCUUUGACUUGGUGCAUGCUCAAUGCAUGACGACUGGAACGACCGCAAUCCGAAUAGUGUUGCCCCUGUGUUCUCCUAGUGUUCUCCUACAGUAACCAGACUACUCUUCCCUCCAUGUUCUCCUCAAAUGCUACAGGAUUUGUUACAGGACUUGAAGGUGAUAUUUCAGGGUCAAAUAGAAAAUGGAUUACUAUCAGAUAGUAUGGAGUUCUGAGUUUGGAUGGGGUUAGGGACAGGAUAAUGGUUGGAAAGUGGAAAAAAGGCUGUGUCCGAAAUCUGUCUUGCCUACUACUUAAUAAAACGACAUACUAUGUGCUAAUGUACUAUUCAUAGCACAUACCAUUUAGAACGUACUAUUUAGUAUACAUGUAUGCAGUAAGCAACAAAUAUCAACAUACUAGGCUCACCCAUACUGAGAAGGCGUCAUCUUAAUGCGCAAUUGCGUUGUUUCCUGCCAUUCCUUCAUUUUGGUAUAGCGCGACCUCUUAUCUGAUUAUCAGCUGUUGUCAAACACACGUGGGUCUGAAAACACGCUUUUCUUCCUCAAUAGUCGAAAUGAGUAUGACAUCCUGGCAUUUAAACCAUACAACAUUUUCAAAAUGUCACAUACUAUAAAACGUUAUAUUUUCGCAUACCCAAUCAGCCUACUAUUGAGAACGCAAGUACGGGUAUUCGGACACGGCCAAAGUGGCAGCAUUGGAACAUUUAGGCAGGGGGACAUUUAGUUAGAAUGGAUGUGAUGUAAUGAUGGUUGGAACCUAUUUUACAAGUUCAGAGAAUAGGUAAGUCACACCGUGAAUACAUACACACACAAAUACAAAACACUUCCCUGCUCAAUAUCAGAAUAUUAAACUCUUAUUCAAGUAUUUUGUAAUGACGAUAAGGUCACAAUAGACAAAUAUCCCUAUACCACUGCUCCCACUCUGGCUGCAUAUGACCUGCAUGUUUCUACACACAACAUAUUCUCAACAUCUAUCGACAAUAAGACAAAUACAGUACUACCCACUGUGCCAACCAAAGAAUUACCAACCUCCAAUCUAGGCCUACCCCUCCUUCCAAUUCAAUCUUGUUACAAGUGCGCUUCCCUCCCUGGCCAGCGAUGGCGCUGUGGGAUGGUGUUCAUGGUUUGACUACCAUCAGUGCUUGAUUCUUCUUCUUCCUCCUGGCAGCCCACUACUGAGGUUGAGGUGAAGAAGAAGCUGUCUGGUUCCCUGAUGGUGUCUGUGGACCAGCUCAAUACCUCCUUCGGAAGGAAAGAGCGGGCCAACAGUGUCAUGAGCGUCAUCACCAACACACUAGUGGAGGGUACUGCCCCUAUACUAUUACAUUUUACAUUUUAGUCAUUUAGCAGACGCUCUUAUCCAGAGCGACUUACAGUUAGUGAGUGCAUACAUUUUCAUACUAUUCAUUUCCCUACACUAACUAACUAGCUAUUUCCAUGCUUUAAUGUUUUCAGCUGAGAGUGUAAACCAAAAAGUUAGUGUAGGGAAAUAAAUAGGCAGAUCUUACUCAGGCUCUUACCUUAGAGGCCUUUUUUUGGUAGGAACAGUUAUUUCUAUUUCGCUAUUUCCUUAUCUAACUGUUUUAAGAUAAGAUAUUUACGUUAAGACUUUAUUGAUAGACUUUAUUGAUCCCCAAAUGGGAUUCAACUGAGGUGCCCUUCUCUCUUAUUGGACGAACAGUUAUACAUCUCCUAUAUCUAUAUCUAUAGCUUGUCAUUCUUGUACUGACAGAUACUGCAUAACAGACAUAUUAUUAUUAUGUAUUACAUAAACAGAACAUAUUAUUAUUUUAUAACAUGUAUCAAAAGCAGACCUGGGGUCAAUAACUCUCAGUUUGCUUUCAAAUACUUUGAGUGUUUCCUUUAGUUUCCUUUUAGAGUGCCAGGUGGGCGUGGACAGGAUUUGCACUGUUGGGGACUAUUCUAUUAUUUGGAUUUUUGAUAUAUUCCUUUCCUUGCGGGUCUCUUAAUCAAUUUUCUCAGAACUGGAGGAGUCUCAGCGUAGUUGUCCACCUUGCUGGUAUAAGUUCUCCAACAUCUUCCUCAUCUGGGAGUGUUGUCCCAUCUGGCUGAAGAUCAAAGAGAUCGUCAACCUGAUCGUCAUGGACCCAUUCGUGGACCUGGCCAUCACCAUCUGUAUCGUCCUCAACACCCUCUUCAUGGCAAUGGAGCACUACCCCAUGACCCCGCACUUUGAGGAGGUGCUGUACGUGGGAAACCUGGUGAGGAUCUCUUUUUUGUGUGGUAUUUUACAGGCGUUUUAAGCUGGUACUUAAAGGGGCACUUCAUCACUUUCUAACCUCAUAUUCACAUGUAGACACUGGUAUGGCGCUGGAGAUAAUGAAUAUGAGGUUAAAACAUGGUGAAGUGCCCCUUUAGAAAGUAAGCUGGUACUUUAAGCUAGUACUUACCUACACUACCGGUCAAACGUUUUAUAACACCUACUCAUUCAAGGGUCUUUAUUUCUACUAUUUUCUACAUUGUAGAAUAAUAGUGAAGACAUCAAAACUAUGAAAUAACACAUAUGGAAUCAUGUAGUAACGAAAUAAGUGUUAAACAAAUCAAAAUAUAUUUUAGAUUUGAGAUUCUUCAAAUAGCCACCCUUUGCCUUGAUGACAGGUUUGUACACUCUUGGUAUUCGCUCAACCAGCUUCAUGAGGUAGUCACCUGGAAUGCAUUUCAAUUAACAGGUGUGCCUUCUUAAAAGUUAAUUUGUGGAAUUUAUUUUCUUCUUAAUGCGUUUGAGCCAAUCAGUUGUGUUGUGACAAGGUAGGGGGGGUAUACAGAAGAUAGCCCUAUUUGAUAAAAGACCAAGUCCAUAUUAUGGAAAGAACAGCUCAAAUAAGCAAAGAGAAACGACAGUCCAUCAUUACUUUAAGACAUGAAGGUCAGUCAAUACGGAACAUUUCAAGAAUUUUGAAAGUUUCUUCAAGUGCAGUCGCAAAAACCAUCAAGCGCUAUGAUGAAACUGGCUCUCAUGAGGACCGCCACAGGAAUGGAAGACCCAGAGUUACCUCUGCUGCAGAGGAUAAGUUACCAGCCUCAGAAAUUGCAGGCCAAAUAAAUACUUCACAGAGUUCAACUAACAGACACAUCUCAACAUCAACUGUUCAGAGGGGACUGUGUGAAUCAGGCCUUUAUGGUCGAAUUGCUGCAAAGAAACCACUACUACUAAAGGACACCAAUAAGAAGAAGGGACUUGUUUGGGCCAAGAAACACGAGCAAAUGGACAUUAGACCGGUGGAAAUGUGUCCUUUGGUCUGAUGAGUCCAAAUUUGAGAUUUUUGGUUCCAACCGCUGUGUCUUUGUGAGACGCGGUGUGGGUGAACGGAUGAUCUCCGCAUGUGUAUUUCCCACCGUAAAGCAUGGAGGAGGAGGUGUUAUGGUGUGGGGGUGCUUUGCUGGUGACACUAUCUUAACCAGCAUGUCUACCACAACAUUCCAGCGAUACACCAUCCCAUCUGGUUUGGGCUUAGUGGGACUAUCAUUUGUUUUUCAACAAGACAAUGACCCAACACACCUCCAGGCUGUGUAAGGGCUAUUUUACCAAGAAGGAGAGCGAUGGAGUGCUGCAUCAGAUGACCUGGCCUCCACAAUCCCCCGACAUCAACCAAAUUGAGAUGUUUGGGAUGAGUCGGACAGCAGAGUGAAGGAAAAGCAGCCAGCAAGUGCUCAGCAUAUGUGGGAACUCCUUCAAGACUGAUGGAAAAGCAUUCCAGGUGACGCUGGUUGAGAGAAUGCCAAGAGUGUGCAAAGAUGUCAUCAAAGCAAAGGGUGGCUAUUUGAAGAAUCUGAAAUAUAAAAUAUAUUUUGAUUUUUUAACACUUUUGGUUACUACAUGAUUCCAUAUGUGUUAUUUCAUAGUUUUGAUGUCUUCACUAUUCUACAAUGUAGAAAAUAAUAAAAAUAUAGAAAAACCCUUGAAUGAGUAGGUGUUAUAAAACUUUUGACCGGUAGUGUAGUAUUUGCAUGGUAUUAACUUAGAAAGUAUAUGGUAACAUUAGACACUUUCUAGUAUUUAGUUCAAAUAAUUCAACCCACUUGAUAGGACAGUCAGUAGAGGGGACAGGAAAGACAGGAGAAGUGUGUGUCAAACAGGCAGUGGGACAGAUUCAUAUGUGUGCACCAGGGGCGGCGACACUAACUCCGAGCUAGACCACAGUGUGACCACCCCAGGCCUCUCUCUUUCAACUCUCUAUCUUGUUUCCGUUGUAUUUCCCAUCAUAGCUCCAUUGAUAGUGUGUUCAUAAAAAAAAAGAAUAGAAUCUGACAUUUGAUCGUUAUCUCGUCCUUGUGGUUGUGCGUUGACAAUGACGUCUCCUCUUAUAACAUCUUGUCCCCUGUCGUCUGCUGAGAGAGCUGUGUUAUUUUGGUACACAUAAUUGGCAGUUCUUUCAUUGGCUAGUCAAAGCUAAAUCAUUUACAUUUACAUUUACGUCAUUUAGCAGACGCUCUUAUCCAGAGCGACUUACAGGAGCAAUUAGGGUUAAGUGCCUUGCUCAAGGGCACAUCGACAGAUUUUUCACCUAGUCGGCUCGGGGAUUAGAACCAGCAACCUUUCAGUUACUGGCACAACGCUCUUAACCACUAAGCUACCUUAGUUUCCCUGUAUCUAUACACGUCUUCCUUGUGUCUUUCCAUGGUACAUGUACCACCGUCCCUUCUCUUCCUCUAUCUUCUCUCGCUUUCCUCCUCUCCGCUCUGCUCCUCUCCUUUCUCCCUCUCUUUCCCCCCCCCCUCUCUCUCCCCAUUUCUUACAUGGGGCUGGCCUGUAUACUGUAGGAGUGUCUGUCUCUCUCUCUCUCUCUCUCUCUCUCUCUCUCUCUCUCUCUCUCUCUCUCUCUCUCUCUCCUUUCUCUCAACCCCCCCUCCCCCCUCCUCUCCUAUCAUAUGAUUCUUCUGUGCUGCUGUUUCCUUGUCCCAGGCAGCACUCUGCUUCACGCUGCCUGCUCUGUCUCUGUGCUGCCUGCCAGGCUGGUGGGAGGCCUACAUUCAUAUUUGAUGCUGCUUGAUCGAUGAGCUCCUCUAAAAUGGUGCCUGAAGACUGGCUCUUUCUUUCUGAAAUCCCAACCUGUUUUUUUUCUUCACAUUAGCAUUUCUGAGUCAAAUUCCUGAGCUGCACAUAGGAUUUCAGCAUAUUGCUUAGGGCCUUAAGCCUACUAGCUAAUGCAAGCUAAAGCUAAAGCAACUAGCUAAUGCUGUUAUCAUGGAUACCAUUACAAUUUCGACAGAAACACCAUCAAAGUAGAGCUGAUGCACAUUAGGAUUUCACUGUCUAGUUAGCAUGUUAGCUAAAGCUACUAGUUAAUGUUGUUAGCAUGGAUAGCUUAUCAGUAGAACACAGUCUCUCUUUCUGUGGUAUGGUUAGGAUAUUGAUAUUGAUAGCAGCGGUUUGAUCAAUUUACAGCAGCUGAAAAAUGUAUCACUUUCAGUAAAUUGUGAGAUCAGUCUUUUACAUAUUAGACCAGUGUGUAUUUGUUGUGAAAUAGAAACAUUUAAAAUUUUAAAAAGAUCAUUUUCAAACACACAAACGCACACUCACACACACACACACACACACACACACACACACACACACACACACACACACACACACACACACACACAGUGCUAGCCUCUUGCUAGUGGGCUACCUUAAUUUCCAUUUAAGGUAGUGCUCACUGCUCACUUUUUUAAGGAAUUAUAGUACGAGUUCCUACAGUACGUCUGACCUCUGUUUGUCGCUUUGAAAGGUAAAUGUUUCAGUAGCAGUUACUCUAACUGACCUCUGACCUCUAUCCGUCCCUGCCAGGUGUUCACAGGGAUCUUUGCUGUGGAGAUGUUUGCCAAGCUGGUUGCCAUGGAUCCCUACUACUACUUCCAGGAAGGGUGGAACUGCUUCGACGGCUUCAUUGUGACCCUGUCGUUAGUGGAGCUGGCAUUGGCUGACGUGGAGGGGCUGUCUGUGCUCAGAUCAUUCCGAUUGGUAAACUGUCUUUUAGCCCCGCCCUCCUCCAAAAUAUACGUCUGUCAGUUGUGUACACAAAUCAUAUCAAUUCCACAGUGUGCAUUGAUUCACACACUGAUUGAUUACAUGGUGUUGCUCAACUACAGCACUGUCUGUUGCAGUGAUACAUUUACUUGUGUGCAAUACAACUUACUAUAUAUACUGCCUUACUAGUCUAUGUACUGCUAGUUUUCAUAACUACUGCUACUUCUACCUCUCUAUCAAUUACCAUACCAAUACCCCAAGAGCCAUUGCUGCAACCAGAACUGAUCACUCAACCCCCUGCUGAUAAUGAAUAUUUUCAUCUCUCCCUUCUUCUGUCAUUCUCACAUCCUCUCUUCCUCCCUCCCUCUCUUUCUUCCCCCCUCCCCUCUCCAUCACUCUCUUCCAUGCCCCUCUCUCAGCUAAGGGUGUUUAAACUGGCCAAGUCGUGGCCCACACUCAACAUGCUGAUCAAGAUCAUCGGGAACUCUGUGGGCGCCCUGGGAAACCUGACCCUCGUCUUAGCGCUCAUCGUCUUCAUCUUUGCCGUGGUCGGUAUGCAGCUGUUCGGCAAGAACUACAAGGACUGUGUGUGUAAGAUCGCCCUGGACUGUAAGCUGCCCCGCUGGCACAUGCACGACUUCUUCCACUCGUUCUUGAUGGUGUUCCGGGUGCUGUGCGGGGAGUGGAUUGAGACCAUGUGGGACUGCAUGGAGGUGGCCGGACAGGGCAUGUGUCUCAUCGUCUUCAUGAUGGUCAUGGUCAUCGGGAACUUGGUGGUAAGUGUCCCCAGAGUGUGUCUUUGUAACAAUGCUACCCUGAUGGUUCUCAAACCGCGGUCGCCAUAACCGAGGGUAGUGACCGUAAUCACUGGCCCAAGAAACGUAACUCUCUGGGAGCAGUUUGCUGUCUUAUGAACACCAGAUUCGUUAUACUACACAUACCAGGUCCCAUGUGUACACACAUCUCCGUUGGCCAUACCAGAUCCACCCUCACGUCUGACCCAGUGUGUGUCUCCUCUCCUCCCUAUAGGUGUUAAACCUUUUCCUUGCCUUGCUGCUGUCCUCGUUCAGCGCAGACAACUUAGCCGCAACAGACGACGACGGAGAGAUGAACAACCUUCAGAUCUCUGUCAUCCGCAUCAAGAAGGGCAUCGCCUGGUUCAAGAUCAAGCUGGCAGAGUUGGUGCUCAGCUUGACCAAGAAGCCACCGGUGGAGGAUGAACAGAAACCUUUAGACGACAUGUACAACAAGAAACUGAACUGUAUCGCCAACCACAGUGGUGUGGAUAUCAACCGCGACCUGGACUACACCAAGAAUGGUAACGGCACCACUAGUGGUAUAGGGAGCAGCGUCGGGAAGUACAUGAUCGACGAGGACCACAUGUCCUUCAUCCACAACCCUAACCUGACCGUGUGCGUUCCCAUCGCGGUCGGAGAGUCCGACUUCGAGAACCUCAACACCGAGGACUUCAGUAGCGAGUCGGAGAAUGAGAACAGCAAAGAGGUGAGUGAACAGAGAGUUAGUUAGCCAAAUGUUUAAUGAAUAUGUUGUCAUGAGAACCUGGUACGUAAAUAUGGCUCUGAUGAAAGGUAGUACACGAUAAAGAAUAGGGUGCCAUUUUAGAUGCACCCAGAGUUUAUCUCUUGAUAAUGAUGUCAUUGUAAUGUUGCAGGAGGUAAUUUUGGGAUUAUGUUGUAGUAAUGUUGUGGUAUUUUUGCAGGGGGUAAGUAAUGUUGUGGUUAUGUUGUAGUAAUGUUGCAGCAAUGUAGUAAUGUUGCAUGGGGGUAAUGUUGUAGUCACCAAUGUUGUGGUUAUGUUGUAAUAAUGUUUUGGUAAUGUUAUAUUAAUGUUGUAUUAAUGUUGUGGUAAUGUUGUAUUAAUGUUGUGGUAAUGUUGUAGUAAUGUUGUAGUAAUGCAUUACUCCAUGGUUGUUGUUGUGGUCUCCUGGCUGUAAAGCAUGGGUGUGGUCACCAGUGUAACAUUAGUUUCCAUUCUCCAAGGCUCUUAUGUAACUCCAUUACUCAAUAGUAUACACACACUAAUAUAGGAAUGGCUACAGCCGUGGAUGAAAUGGAUAUCUGCUGACUGGUUUUAGUUUUUUUCUUAAAACGUUGCAAAUACAUUUAGGAGUAUGGCUAGAGUGGAUGGUUAUUUGAUAUUCCAUCUUUGUAGGCUAAAGUACAUCUUAAAUCUGUGGCAUGUCAUAUUUUUAGGAAUUGCAGUUUGCUGCUGUUGUUUUGAUAUUUACAGUUAAGUCUUAUCAUUUGCUUAUUAUUACGGUAGUUUAGCAUUUAAGUCAACUUUAAUCACUUAUUGGAGGCUCUCAUUUAAAAUCUAGCCCUCUAAUUUAAUGUAAAGUCAAGGUGAGUUACAACCAUGUCAUUGGUUCCCUAUUAAUCAUGUUAUGUGUUUCCUCAAGGUCAUAUGCAUAGGCUGCAUUUAGAACUGAUGACAGAUCACACGCUUAUCAUGUAGACAUGGGUAGACACAUCUCAUUUUGUGUAUGACCAGAAUGUAUCUUAGUCCCAGGAGUAUUUCUUCUUCUUCUUCUUCUUCUUCUUCUUCUUCUUCUUCUUCUUCUUCUUCUUCUUCUUCUUCUUCUUCUUCUUCUUCUUCUUCUUCUUCUUCUUCUUCUUCUUCUUCUUCUUCUUCUGUCUGUCUACCUAUAUGAAGCCUCGGGGAGGUAGCUAUUUAUACAGUAAGACAUCUAACCUCAGUGAGACCCACUGCAAUGCAUGCAGCAGUAUGUAUAAAUGGCUGUGAGAGAGUCUUAGCCAUCGGUCAUGUCUCUCUCUCUUGUCUGUCUCUCUCUGUGUACCAAUACCCCAAGAGCCAUUGCUGCAGACAGGGCUUUUGAUCAGUCAACCUGCUGCUGAUGAUGUGUUUCCUCUGUCCCUUGUCCUGUCGUUCUCACGUUCUCUCUGUGUGUUCCUCUCUGUCUCUCCCUCUCUCUCUCUCUCUCUAUCUCUGCGUCUGUCUGUAUCUCUGUGCAUGUGUGUGUGUAUGUAUCUCUCUCUCUCGCUCUGUCUGUGUGUGUAGCUGGACGACACCAGCUCAUCGGAGGGCAGCACCAUAGACAUCAAGCCUGACGUGGAGGUGGAGGCUGUGGUGGUGGAGGCUGUGGAAGAGUACCUAGACCCAGAAAACUGUUGGACACCUGGUAGGAGUGCACCUUGCUCUUCCCUGCCCGGCCCCGCCCAUCCGUGCCCUGCCCCAACCCUCCCCGCCCCCCUGCUCUGAACCACUCCUUGCCCUCCCUGCCCUGAACCACUCCUUGCCCUCCCUGCCCUAAACCACGCCCUGAGACUCCCUUGCCCUCCAUGCCCCUCCCAGCCCCUCCCUGCCCUGCUCCUCCCAGUUUGUAAUUUGUACAUUUUUUUCACAUUUUUAGUAAUGGUGUAAUGUUGUGUGUGUGUGUGCCUGUCCCCUUCCAUACAGAGUGUAUUAUCAAGUAUCCAUGCUGCGACGUGCCUAUCACUCACGGGUGGGGAAAAUAUUGGUGGUUCCUGAGAAAGACAUGCUAUCUAAUUGUGGAGCAUAACUGGUUCGAAACCGUCAUUAUCUUUAUGAUCCUACUCAGUAGUGGGGCCCUGGUAAGUCACAGUGUGGAGCGUUAACACACACACACAAAUGCAUGUACACUCACACACACAGCGAGACAGAGAGGCUUUGGUCAAUAGUUGUGCAGUAGAGAAUAAGGCAGGGUGCCAUUUCAGACGCAGAGAGGAGGUAGAGUGUGAGUGGAGAAGGUUGGCUAUUUAAGGGCUGUGUUUCUCUCUGCCUGGCUAUGAGGACAUAGGACAAAACAUGGAGUGGUGCAGUCAGCAGGCCCAGUCACUGAAGAGGGUGGGGGGAGGGGCCAGGCAGGAGCAUCUCAGCCAGUCACUGUACUAAGGAGGUGUGGGGGGGGGGGGGGGGGGGGGCAGGAGCAUCAGAGCAGAGCAGAGCCGGACUGAGGCUGUGUCCCAAAUGGCAGUCUAUUCCCUUUAUAGUGCACUACUUUUGACCAAAAGUAGUGUACUACAUAGGGAAUAGGCUGCCAUUUGAGCCAGGCAGCCAUUUGAGACACACAUGGACUCUCUCUGUGAUUAAUGGACUGUACCAUUUAUCUGAGAGGGGAUCUAAUGGACUGUGUGAUUUAUCAGAUAGGAUAGGGGGGGAAUCUAUUUCUGGUGCCAAGGGAGCUAUGUCCUCAGGCAUGACGUCAAAUCAGCAGGGAGGGAAUAGUGCAAUCAAUGAUACAUUUAUACUGGAGAUAUUUUUGUAUAAUAAAUCCUGUUAGUUUUUAGUCAUGAUUGAGCAACAGAACCGUUGUUGUAUACAUUUUCAUCACUUUUAAUGUAAAUAGUCUGUUGACUUUAUUGUGUUUCUAAUCAUCCAUGAUUUUUGAGGUAUUCAUUGUUGUACUUAUAUGGCUGAGGCAAAUUAUAGGCUAUGUAUUUUAAAUUUGUCAAAUAAAAUCACAGAGCAUGUUCAUUUCCCCCCAAUUCAGCUGAAGCGAACCGUGUAUGUGCUCCCCCCCCCCCCCCCCCCCCCCCCCCCCCAGGCUUUUGAGGAUGUGUACAUCCAGCAGAGGAAGACCAUCAGGACCAUCUUGGAAUACGCCGACAGUGUGUUCACAUACAUCUUUAUCCUAGAGAUGUUGCUCAAAUGGGUUGCCUACGGAUUCCACAAGUACUUCACCAACGCCUGGUGCUGGCUCGACUUCUUCAUUGUCGAUGUAAGUAACAUUUCCUGAUUCUUUACGGUAGAUUUGGUAGCCAUUUUGUAAAGGCAGGAUAGGAAGCUAGGACCAUAGAAAUAGAAUUGACUUGAAGGGGGUGGCCCAUUCUAGGAAGUCUAUUUCUAUGGCAACCACACCCUGUUGAAGCAAUGUGCUGUACUGUUAAAGUAGCUGUCCAGUGUUUCCAGAUUUCUAUGAAAUAUUAUCAAUAAUUAAUUACAAUAUGAGUGAAAUAGUUUUCAAAAAAUUGUAAUUAAGUAUGUUAAAAAGCAGCUUUUCUGUGUUUGAAUGGUGUGGCCGUACCCCAACAACAGAAUGGUGUGGACGUAUACAGGUCAAUAAAUGUUUGUAUGACAAGUAAACAGCUGAUUGGCCAGUUCAGCCAAUGAGACAUCUCGGACAAAAACAUUACAUCAUACUGUGAGGAAAUAAAAAACAACAUGUAAACGGUCAAGUUAGAGUUUUUUUUAAAGCGUUUUUUCUCUAAUUUAUGCUUUGGCCACAAAUAUGAGUAUAGGAUGAGUCAACAACAUGAUUUGAGUAUGAGUUAACAGAUUGUGUUUUUAAAAGUGAGAUUUUCACUGGACAGUUACUUGGAAGUUAUCGCUUAUAGAGGUAUUCGGUACAGUGAUUCCUAACAUAGGCUACAGUCUGACAGGGUGUGGUAGGGUUGGGAGGGGAGGAUGGAUAGAGUAGAAAACGAACAGCAACUUCAUGUUACGCAAUGGGUGAAAAGACAUGAUGAUAUUCACAUUAACAGAAAGUGUAGGAUACAUCAAUCCUACAGUAGCCAAUAUCCAAAUCCCAAGAGAACAUGGAAAUGUUUACUGUACCAUGAGCUAGUCCAUCAAUUUUAAGUGAAUCUAUGUCUCUCACCACUUGCAUUUCCAUGAAGCAAUUUCUCUCUCUCUCUCUCUGUUUACUUGGUUUCUUGUCAAUAUGAGAUGCUUGAAUAUGAACGGCAAUUCUCUGUUUGUGAGUUUGGAUAUUAUGUGCCUUCAUGUGCGAUGAAGCAAGGAAUUGUGCACUCUCUGUUUCCCAUCAUGUGCAAAUAGAAACCAAUUCUAUUGUUUUAUGACAUAUCAGCGGUAAGACAAAUGAUUCAAAUUUGAUGAUAUUGGAAUGUGAAUGCUGGUAGCUAAGCAGCAGCACAAAUUGGAAUCAAUCAGCCAAUCAAUAACCAAGAUUAUUGAUCUACAUAUUCAAGCAAUGCUCAGCAACAACAGGGUAUGCGUCUUCUACUGUCUUCUACUAUCUUCUACUGUCUCUACUUUGUCUCCACUGUGUCCUCUGCUGUGUCUCUGACCUGUCUACAUUGUAAUCUACUGUAUGUCUACUGUACUGGAUGUCUUUUCUAUCUCUCAGUGUUAUUGGUCAUUCUCUGCUCCUUCUGUGAAACAACUCUGAAAGUCUUUGGAACAGUGGAAUUUCUUUAAUUCCAUUCUUUAAUUCUAAAUUGAUUAAUUCAUUCUAAAUUAAUCCAGGAUCAUUGAAUUGAUUAGUUAUGGGAAUGAUAAUUCACGGUUAGUUGCUUUAACAGUAAUAUAUAUAUAUAUAUAUAUAUAUAUAUAUAUAUAUAUAUAUAUAUAUAUAUAAAAACAGGCUGAGAAAUUCCUUCAGACUUGAAAGUUGACACCUCAGCAAGGGGCAUUGUGUAAUGUCAUGUUGCCUAGAUAUGAUCCAAUCCCCUGACUGAACUGUAUCUGUGGUGUGGAAAUCCUGCUUCGAUGGUCAGAUUUGGCCAAUGACCUUGGUUAUUACCUUGUCAUUGGAAAGAUGAAGAAGCUCUCUUCUGUGUGUUUUGACUUCUUACCUCUCUCCUUGAACUAACCACCUCUCAACAGUCUCCAACACACCGUCUGUAUGGUCCAGUCCAAGCCAUCUCUGUCUGACAGGAGUUCUAUCUAACCCCUAAUGGCUGGAGGUUAGAUAUGAUCAGUGGAGGCUGGUGAGGGGAGGACAGCUCAUAGUAAUAGCUGGAAUGGAAUGGAAUGGUAUCAAACACAUUGAUGGAAUACGUGUUUGAUGUGUUUGAUACCAAUUCCAUUCCAUUCCAGCCAUUACUAUGAGCCCGUCCUCCAAUUGAAAGUGCCACCAGCCGCCACUGGAGAUGAUACAGUAUGAGAAUGUGACUGUUAACCCCAUAGAGAUCCUGUGAUUCUAUAUGUAAUUCCAUGGUUGACCCAUCUAUUCUUAAACACUGAACAAACACUGCUGAGACACACCAAAAAGACAAAUGGCGAAAAGCAGCGGGUGGCCGUUCUCUGUUGGCGAACACCUGCUGGGUGUCAACGAACAGUGGUGAUACAAUAUGUAGACUCAAAAUGAACAGAAAAUGACUGCCGCCCGCUGUUUUUAGCCGUUGGUAGUCAUGGUGUGUUUUGGCCUUUACAGUCACAGUAUGCUUGUAUUGAUUGGCAUCAGCCAUUGUCAGAGUUAAAGGCAUGCUACACUGAUCUCAUUUUAGUAGAGCUGCUUCCUUUUCAUGCCUUUUAAAUUGACAUUGUUACACAGUAAUUCCCUAAGGAAUAAUCAUCUUGAAUUAAUUAGUAUUUUUGCUAACUGUUUUUAGUCAGUGUUAAUGUCAAACUUGUUCCAGAUAUGGUGCUGUUUUAUGUACAGUAGUAACUGCGGUAGAAUAUAGUUAACACUAACCUAAAACAUACAGUAGCUUACAAUACAAUAAUGUAAAACACCUUACCUUCAGUGUUGAUUCUGGUAGAACAAAUUCUACCUAAAUCUAAUUGAAGUCCUAUACUGUAUGUACUGUAUAUAUUUAAAGUACCACACAUAGUUGUCCUCUCUAUGGACUGACUGACUGCAAUGUAACCCACGACCCAGAGCCAUUGAUAUACACUACAAUAUAGUUCGGUGGUGAGUUUGGUGCUACGAUGGGGUUCUAUCGGAACACUUCACCAAACUCUGUAUAUUGAUGGCUCUACCACGCCCCUCCCCACCCCCAUCUCUACCCACAACCCUUGGCUUCAGCCCGAGCCAACAGGGUUGUGAUGCACAGAGCUGCCGUGUGUUCAUUGUUGCGGUGUGAACCAACCCUUGGGAUGAUGGUCGUACUGUACUACGGCCGUACAGUGGCCUACAUUUCCCAAGAUGCACUUGGGAUGGUCAUAUGGUACGGGGGCCGACAAUUCCCUCCCAAGCUGUCAAUGUGUGACAACAAACUGUGACAUACCCCACCACCCCCUACCCCCCCUCCCUCCCUCCCUCGACCCAACCCCCACCCCCCUCCCCAUCCUCCUUAAAGUCUUACGCUUCCUCUUACCCCAGGAAUGUUGUGAGUGACCUUUGACCUUGUGCUGAGGUGAUGAUGUAAUGAUGGUGGGGCCAGGCUGGCCUGGCAGCCAGUCGGUAAGUUUGGUCCUCCAGACUGGCAGACAAGCAGUCAGUCCCUCUUAUAAUGCUGCCGUGCCUCACUGAGUCUAGGUCGUCCUGGGUAGUCCGUCUGUUUGUGGCCUGUCUGUGACUCUACCGUCUGUCAUUGUCACUGUGAUGUCUGUGGUUUGGUUUUAACCAUGUUGUCUCUCUGUGGGCACCAUCAGAAGGGGGACACCAUCAUUGCUUAAGUUUAGACGAGCAUGUAUUACUGUGUGUGUGUCUGUUUAUCUGUUCGACAUACCUUUUGUGUUUUGGUAUAUUUCUGUUGAGUUAUCUUUUCAUUGGCCUCUCUGGUUCUUGAUUUUUAUUGUAGAAAUGUGAAUAGCAAAUGUAAUUCAGUAGAAUUACUAUGAGAAGACAGAAUAACUUACUGGACCCAUGCUUUGUUUAGCCAGACAUUACUUACAAUAUGCCUCUUGUCUAUUUGGUCCAAAUGUUGAAGAAUAGAUUUUUAUCAAAUCAUGUGCUUUACAUUGUUGAGAAAACAGUCAGUUACAGUACACCGCUAUCUUAAUGACACUUUCUUAAUUUAAUAAUGGAGAUACAGUAUUUCUUUGGAGACCAACAUUUUUAUGCAGGACUCAGUACUCUUCAAUUAUAUAACCACAGUGCUGUAAGGUAGAAUCUAAAUCAAAACACAUAUUUCUAGUAAAGCUAGUAGCCAGUCGAGUUUGGGGAUGGAGUCGUUAUGUAAUAGUGGAAUGAGGCUGGAUCCAUCCAUCCAUCCUUUUAUUUUAUAAGACAUUUAGACAUUUUCAUCAUUGUUGUUUUUGUUCUGUUUGAUUUUAGUUUCCGUUGUCUUUCUGUUUUUCUUUCUGUUUCUGUUCCACUGUUCCUCAUUGGAUCACAGCCAAGGGAUGUGAUUGGCCUUGCCUUGCAGAGCUCGACGCUGAUUCGCUGAGGGCUGCAACACCCACACAGCAGGUCCCUUGAUCUCUAAGGGGGAGGGGCACUCCAAGGGGUCAGGCUGAGGCUGAAGGUGACAAAUACCCCAAAUACUGUGACAGUAGAAUAAAGGCAAAAUCUUUAUUUUAUUUUGCAUCUGUUUUAAAGGAGCACAAUGAAAAUAAGUCAGUGACUUUAUUGUGUUAUCCUUGAUGUGCAUGUUUAUGUAUUUUUUUAAAUAAUUGAUUAAUAAAUUCAAUCAAUUCAUCAUUGCCCAGAUCAAACAGCUUGCUGGGUUAUUAUACAGCUAUACUGAUUAUUAACAAAUGGGAUGUCUUCAACUAAAAUAAUUGAGCUAGCUAGAAUCUGAAGGAAUUGUGUGUAAUACGGAGUCCUGGAGACUCAGGAGCCCUUGAACCACAUAACCCAGAGAUGACUCAUCAUGAGUCAUGAGUCCAGUGGUGAGUUCCAUGCCGAUAGCUUCAUUGCUGUCAACUGGAAUGACCAGCGUGCCAUUGUACGUAGUAUAUCAGUUUUCAUAGACUGUAGUACCACCAAUGGCCUUAAAAUCUAAAUAAAGAUUUUGCCUUUGUUAGAAUCCCCCCUCUAUCUGUGACUCUGGUCUGGUCAGCUUUGGAUGUUGUGUUCUUUGAAGUGAGUUUGACCAGUAUGGUCUGGUUGGCUGGUUGGAGUUGCCUUCACAUGUUUUUACUGUGUUAUACUGUUUUCCCUUUGUUAAGGAACUGGUGCUCUCUCGAUUCCCAGUCUCACCACCUGAACAAUGGCAGUGUGAGAGAGCGGGACAAACUUUUAGUGUUUGCCAUUCUAAGAACUAUUAGAUGGACAUCUGUAAUGUUGAAUCAAUGAGAUACUGUAGUGCCAUUUAGUCACGUCAGGGUUGGGGUCAAUUCUAUUUAAAUUCAGGAAGUAUACUGAAAUUACUAAUGAGGAAAAUUGCCAUUGGAAUUUCAGUUUACUUCCUGAAUUUAGUAAAAAAGCCAUUGCCACAACUAGCCUUGCUCUCCUUUCUUCACCGUAGGCCUACUGAUCCUGCUCUCCUUUCUUCACCGUAGGCCUACUGAUCCUGCUCUCCUUUCUUCACCGUAGGCCUACUGAUCCUGCUCUCCUUUCUUCACCGUAGGCCUACUGAUCCUGCUCUCCUUUCUUCACCGUAGGCCUACUGAUCCUGCUCUCCUUUCUUCACCGUAGGCCUACUGAUCCUGCUCUCCUUUCUUCACCGUAGGCCUACUGAUCCUGCUCUCCUUUCUUCACCGUAGGCCUACUGAUCCUGCUCUCCUUUCUUCACCGUAGGCCUACUGAUCCUGCUCUCCUUUCUUCACCGUAGGCCUACUGAUCCUGCUCUCCUUUCUUCACCGUAGGCCUACUGAUCCUGCUCUCCUUUCUUCACCGUAGGCCUACUGAUCCUGCUCUCCUUUCUUCACCGUAGGCCUACUGAUCCUGCUCUCCUUUCUUCACCGUAGGCCUACUGAUCCUGCUCUCCUUUCUUCACCGUAGGCCUACUGAUCCUGCUUGCUAGACUCAUGGUGCUCCGCCCCUCCUUUCUUCACCGUAGGCCUACUGAUCCUGCUUGCUAGACUCAUGGUGCUCCGCCCCUCCUUUCUUCACCGUAGGCCUACUGAUCCUGCUUGCUAGACUCAUGGUGCUCCGCCCCUCCUUUCUUCACCGUAGGCCUACUGAUCCUGCUUGCUAGACUCAUGGUGCUCCGCCCCUCCUUUCUUCACCGUAGGCCUACUGAUCCUGCUUGCUAGACUCAUGGUGCUCCGCCCCUCCUUUCUUCACCGUAGGCCUACUGAUCCUGCUUGCUAGACUCAUGGUGCUCCGCCCCUCCUUUCUUCACCGUAGGCCUACUGAUCCUGCUUGCUAGACUCAUGGUGCUCCGCCCCCCUUUCUUCACCGUAGGCCUACUGAUCCUGCUUGCUAGACUCAUGGUGCUCCGCCCCCCUUUCUUCACCGUAGGCCUACUGAUCCUGCUUGCUAGACUCAUGGUGCUCCGCCCCUCCUUUCUUCACCGUAGGCCUACUGAUCCUGCUUGCUAGACUCAUGGUGCUCCGCCCCCCAAUUGUGUCUGAGAUACAGCAGGAAGAGGCGACUGUACAGGCCUACUGGUCACAGCAGCUCCCCUUCCUCUUCUAAUGACAGGCAUUGCCUACUUGAGGUUAUCUCAUCAUUCCUUAACACCCCUACCUCGCUUCUAUACAGUGCAUACAGUAAGUGCUGCGGCCUAUUGACCACCAGCUCUGGGCUAAGCACUCACUGAGAGGUCCAAUGCAUUAUUAUCUAGCUAUAGCCUAUGUGCAAAUUACAACCCUUCUGAGAUGGAAGCAAUUCAUUUGUUGACUGUCGGUAUGUUGCCUUUCUAUGAAUGAUAAAUGUGAAGAAUGAUGACUAAUCAAUGUUUAACGUGUCAAGCUUAGGUGAAUUCUUUGUGUUGAUUACAGAAAAGUUACUGCUGUAAACUUUUCUUUGUGGCUAGUAUUAUGCCCGGAUUCUAAAAUCAUGUUUGCAAGGACAAAUAACACCUGAUCAACGCUCAUGAAUCUUAAAAAAAUAUAUAUAUAUAACAACAACAAAAAAAGAACUCUGGCCCCAUGACUGAGUGACAUUGUUAAGAUGUAGACAGUGAUGCCUAGUUGGCGGCAGCUGCGGUACUGUGUGUGAGAGUAGGGGAGCAAGGUGGAGCGAUUAGCAGUAUUACUUACCUCAGAAGUGCAUAGCUUAGGGGUUGAUUUGGUAUUGGGCCAUUGUGUGUGAGAGUGGGGGAGAAGCACCUGUUUCUUUGAGGUUGUGUGUUGUUACCUGUUCCUGUGUGUAACUCUACUGUAUUCAGUGUCUCUCCAGUGGUCAUUUAAGUGCCAUCCAAUGCCAAAUAACUACUGUGUCUGAUCUCCCCUUAACCCUCUAUCUCAACCCUUUACUACUGUCAGUGUGUGGUUAACUGUAUGAACUGUAUGUGGCUCUCCUAUUUGAUUCUAUUGCUGUGUGAAGAUGAUAAGAUGAUUUUGGGCAAAACAAAAUGACGUACAUGUACAUAUUUACCUGUAUUCUUUCUCUUAGGUUCCGUUAGUUUGUCUGUCUUAGAUUAUAUGGGAUAUUAUGCCUCAGCUGAGAGCGACAGACAUGGAGAGACAGUGUUAGAGGGGCCAGGGUAAGGUUCUACAAGUCUGUUGGGUUUUUAUAUUAACUUCUACAGGUUGUAACCUCUCUCCUUUCCUCCCUCCCUCCCAUCCUCCUCCUCCUCCCCAGUCCCCUUCGUUCGCCUGUCUGUAUCUGUACUGAAUCAGUCGUGUGCUGUGGCAAAACAUUUUGGCCUAUUUUUCCCUUCCUUUGAGUCUUAUGCAUUUCUUUUUCUCCUUUCUCUCUCUCUCUCUCUCUCUCUCUCUCUCUCUCUCUCUCUCUCUCUCUCUCUCAACCACAAGUUUCUUUGCAGGUACAAAGGAGUUUGUCAGGUCUCGUCCAACUGCCUUAAAAUAACAGAAACAAACCCCUCGUCCUGCGGCCUACAUACUACUGCUACUAAAACACUAUGCACAUAAAACCUAUACUAAACAUUGACUUUCUCUCUCAAUGUAUAUACGUAUAUAAAUGCAAUAUUAUACAUGUAUAUACAUACAUAUAGAUUUAUGUGUGUAUGUCAAGCAACUCUCUCCGCCCAUGCCAGCCCUAUUGCUCCAAGGGCUCUCGUCUGAGUCUCUCUUCUACCUUUCGAGAAUAUUCUCACUACUUCUAACAGUUUGGAACCUCUUUUGCUUCUCUGUUUGUGUGUAGGUGUCUAUAAUCAGUCUGGUAGCUAAUGCACUGGGCUACUCGGAUCUAGGUCCUAUUAAAUCACUAAGGACACUAAGGGCCUUGAGACCCCUCAGAGCCUUGUCACGUUUUGAAGGGAUGAGGGUAAGAGCCAAAGCUAAGCAGCUGAUCCUUACGCAUGCCCAUUCAACAGUUUAUUAAAGCAUGCUAGAAACUGAAAUAUUAUCAAAAAGUAAACAAACAAUAUAUUUUUUGAUGACCAAAUUUUUGAUCAAAAUUUAUUUAUUGGGGGAUUUUUUAAAAUAGAAACUUGAAGAAACUAGUCAAGACAAGAAGUCACCUUUCCAUGCACACACAUCCUCUACCAUACUUCACAUACAAUUUAUAUAUAGAUAUAGACACACACGUCAUGAUGCAGCUGGAAGUGUAAAGUAAUGUUAAAUACUAAUGCUACAAAGUUAUACAGUAUUACCAGCAGAAACUAUUUCACUGGUUUGAAUUGAAUAAAAAAAAUCGAAAUACUAAUUGAUAUUUUCAGUAUUUUCUGCUAUGUACAGACAUAAAAGGAACAAAAAUGAGUGAACUAGAGGGAUAUGUCACAAAGCUGCCUCAUCACAUAAAAACUAGAAAAAUGAAUUAUUAUUUUAUUUUUAUUUUUUAUGAUUGGCUUGAGGGAUGAGAUAAAAUUAAUGUUAGUCAAUGCUACAUGUCAACAAAGCCAAACUACAUAGCAUUUCAUAGAACAUUUGAAUCAACAAUUGGCUGUUCAUUUGGCCUGAUUCUCAAUCUCUGCUUUUAAUCGAGAAGCCCCCCUCCCCCCUACCACCACCUGUCCCCAGUUCCCCUAACCCACCCCAACUCUCACCCAACCACUAUACUCACCCUAUCAUUUAACACAUCUAUCUGGCACAGAGAACAACCAGUAGAAACCAGUAGGUACCAGAGACAGUCACACCCAACUAGGGUUGCAUAAAUUGGGUAACUUUCCCAAAAAUCCCAGGAUUUCCUGAAAUUCUGGUUGGAAGAUUCCCAGAAUCAGAAGGGAUAUCUGGAAAACCUGGGAAUUUGGGGAAAGUUAUUAUUUGAUCUGAUUAGUCUUUGUUGUGACUGGUGGUAGAGACAGGUUACAACUGGUUGUUGUCACCCGUAGUCCCUCUUUCUCUAUCACAUGUAGUCCCUUUCUAUCUCCCUAUCCUUGGACUGGUUGCGUUGUUUUCUAGUUUGAGCUUACCACCCUCUCCACCCUCACCCUCUCCUGAAGCCUCAUAUGUAAGCCCCCUUACCUCUACCCCUACCUCUCCUCCUACCCUUCCACUGCUCACUCCAUCUUUGCCCAGUAGAUCUGCUGGGCCUGCAGCAGGUCUCAGUCUGUUGGCUCCUCUCUGUUUCCUGCUUGUCCAGGAUCUAUCUGCAUCAUCAGGGACUGAGAAAGAAAGCACACAUACACUCCACACUCACAUUGUUGUGGGUUUGGGAAGACAAUAUUUUCUAAGCUUCUGCCUGUGUCAUUGUGAUUAUCACUUUGUGUCAUGUUAAAUGGCUGAGAUGUUAAAUGGCUGAAUCGCAGAGGUCAGUUAAGUAAUGUCAGUUAGUUCAAUGUAGACUAAGGGCCUGAAACUCACAGCCCGCGGGCCAGAUGCGGCCUGAGAGCCGAUUUAAUGUAAAUGCAGACCAGAUUCAGUAUCUUAGCUUUUUUGUCUUCUUCUUGACCCUAAGGCAGAAGCUUAGGAAAUAUGCCGAUAGGCUGCCAUCUCACACAAGGCAUUACUGUCCCCAUGUCAUAACACGAUACAUUACAUAGCAACCAUACUGCAGGUCUUAUAGAGCUUCCUGCUUCCUGUUGCCUUCAGAAGUGAAACUGGGAAGCAACAUCGUUUAGCACACUGGAGCUUUAUCUUAUAUCUUAUAUAAGAGGAGUGGGUUGGGUUGGGUGGCCGGCAGGGCCGAUAUUAUAUUCAACUAUUAGGACCGCAUUAGGACAACACUCGUCUUUCUUAACCCCUAGACAGUCACAGAGCAUUUCCCCCCAUUCCUCUUCAUAAUGUCCCAAAAAUGACAGACCAGGUGUAGAGGCUUAGACAUGUGCCAUGAACUACUAUUACUACGGUACAUGAGAGGUUAGCUAGCUAAUCAUCAAUUUGACUGACAUUUCCGUUCAUACUGAAGUGCCCAUUCAUAUUAAAUAUCCAGUGGCUAAAUAUGAUGAUGACAUUGCAAAUACAAGCUGAUGACAUCACAAAACGUUUAGGCCCAGGAUUUAUGGAUGUAGGCUACUAUACUUAUGAGUCCACCUCACAAAAAUGUACAUGGUAGUCAUUUUUGUUUAGUUUGCUCAGGUAUGAGACUAGCAUAGAAUUAGAAGGAUUGUAUUUACAUUUGACAUUUUAGUCAUUUUAGCAGACGCUCUUAUCCAGAGCGACUUACAGUUAGUGAGUGUAUACAUUUUUCAUACUGGAAAUUAUCUAUGGCGGCUAGACUGGUCAAAAUUCCAAUGUCAUUUUUGGGUGAAAAAUCAUGGUACAUUUUUUAAGGAAUGUUGUAGUCAAACAUUGCAUUGCCCCAAUGAAUGAGAUCAUUCAUUGGGUGUGUGUGGUAGGAGGUGAGGGUGGCCCAGUAGACUAAUACCUGUAGCAGUGAAAAAACUCACCUUUACUUACUCAUCAAUUCAAGACAAUGUCUAUGUUCAUCAAUUGAUUUGCCAUUUUGUUUUGAAAACGUGAAAUUAAAAUUGACAAGUCAUAGUAGUAAAUAAAUUGAUAGGGAAGUACGAGAAUGGAGAGAUGACACCGACAACCAUAAUAAUGAAAGAGAUUCUGGAGAGUUAGAAUGUUGAGAACUCUUGCUGACUUGAAUUUUUCUGGCCGUUGUGAUGGAAGGUUGUGUGAUGGCGGAGGCCAAUGCAAGUCAACAGCUCUGAGAGUGAGCAGCAUAACACAGCUUUACAUUUGAAUAUAUUGCAAUGCUUAACAUGCAAUGGGCUAUACCUACCUACCUGACUGCCUAUGGUCACUUGUUAAAUGCUAUAUCUUUAAUUAUGCUGCUUUGUAACCUCAUUGUUACUUUUUGAGCAAUGCAAUGUACAAGCAUGACACAGUCGCCAAGUCAUCCUUACACCUUUCUUACUAUAUAUUUUCUAAUGAGCUUGCUCUCUAGUCUUUGGUUGCAUUUCAAUGUUUAGCCAUAAAACAUUUGUUAUAUUAUUAACUUUAAAUGUUUAAAAAAAUACCUUCCAGCUGCAUCAUGUUAAAAACUUGCAGCAGACACGUUAGCAGGAAACAUCAUGAGUUACAGACCAAUCACACAGAGACCUUAGAACCAUGGCACCUUAGAACAGAGGUCUGAGUUCUGAGAACCUUAAAACAGAUGUGUGAGUUAUUAGAACAGAGGGACUGAAUUCUAACUCUACACCAUCCAUUCCUGACUGUCCUUGAUUUGUGUCAGAAGAUACACAAGUGUCAAAUCCACUUGUCAGAUAGAUAUGUAACAUAAAGACAAGCAACAUUUUGGCCGGUUAUCUCUUUAUCUCUCUAUCCAAAACAUUUCUCUAUCUGUUUAUUUAUCGAUUUGAACGGUUCUUGAGAUUGCACAACAAUGCCAUCCAUGUAACAACACGCAUGUACUCUAAUUGCCGAUGCACAUUAAGCACUUUUGAAAGCUAUUUUCCCUCUUUGCUUUGAGAAUGUAUUUAUAAUAUAUGAUAUAUACAGGUAUAUAUAUAUUAUAUAUGAUAUAAGGCUUGGCCAAUUUGAUUAAAUAAGGCAUGGCUAAUAUUACCUUGAAUCUUUGAAAACAAGUUAAAUUCUACUACCUCAGUAGGAGCAAGUAGUUCUCUCAGCAUGUGCAGUGAUAUGUGUUCUCCUAUGGGAAAGGUGGGAGGUGUGAUAUUAGUGAGAUGAUGCGGUAUACUGCUAACUCUUUACGCAUCGUGAUGGUUCCUCUCAAAAGGUAGCUUUCCCUUCACAGCUAUUUAAUUUUUCACAAUAGAUUCAUACAUGUAUUAUUAGAAGUCCAAGAACAAUGAGUAGCCUAUGCGCUCUAAUUCAGCUACUUCAGUAAGUUAUUUUAAUAACAUUUUCUGGGAUGCUCACACAGAAAGAAAUUGGCACCCAACUACCUGACUCGUCCAUUCUGGCCAUAUGGUGUUUAUCCAACCCAAGUGCCAUAGCAGCCAGUAAUUCCAUAUGCCAUCAUUAUUCAAGAGGAACAGUCAAAGGCCUACUGUAGAGAAGAGAGUACCUAUGAUGUCAUCAUUUACAUGUUAACCUGUAAGAGAAGAGUUAACCUAUAUUUUUGGUUAUAAUAAAGACAUCCAGUUAUGCUAAGCACUAGAAGCAUUUGUAAGUAAUAUUUCUCCAAGAACCAAUGGGUAAAUCAAUAAAUAUCCAUAAUUGACAUGACCAUUGAACAGCUCCCAAAAUCCCUGACUAGCUUUAAAUAAUAAUUGCAAGGUCCUGCACAUUGCUUAGAGUAUGCUGCUCCUGAAGCUCUCAGUCUGCUCUCUGUCUGCCUGACUGUAUGCAAGGAGGGAAUAUGGCUCCACAAAACAAGUCUGUCUGCUAAAAACAGACGACAUGCAUGCUCAGCUCAGCUGUGUGCCUGAGAGCUGCUGGUCUGGUCGGCCUGCCUAACACUGUUAGUGAGAUAGUGGUCAACCCCACUAUGCACUACACUCUUAGAAAAAAGGGUUCCCCAAGGGUUCUUCGGCUGUCCCCAUAGCAGAACCCUUUUUUGUUCUAGAUAAAACCCCUUUUGGUUCCAGGUAGAACCAUUUUGGGUUCCAUGUAGAACCCUCUACAUGGAACCCAAACGAUUCUACUUGGAACUAAAAGGGUUCCUCCUCAAACCAACAAGGGUUCUUCAAAGGGUUCUCCAAUUGGGACAGCUAAAGGACCCUUUUAGGUUCUAGAUAGUGUAGGACGCUGAGCUUAGUGCACAUCAGUGUUUGGAAGGCCGGUCUGUCCGGACGCUGGGUAGUGGGGAGAUAGAAGCUGUAAAGGAGGCUAGGCGUGGGGCUGGUGAUGUGGAAGUGGGACAUAGUCUAUGGGUUGCGUCUCAAAUGGCACACUAUUCCCUAUAUAGUGAACUACUUUUAACCAGAAAGUGCACAACUUUUGUAAUAUAGUAAUGCACUAAACAGUAUAGGGAAUAGGGUGCUAUUUAGGAUGCACCCUAUGGAUCAGAAUGCUUUCCAUUGCAUUGUGUUGAAAUGAUAGUGUUAGUCUGGGUGGAGGGUGUUUAGAGUCUGUCUUAUGAAAAGGGACAGAGGGAGGGAGGGUGGUGAAUGUUUGGGAAGAGAUGAGGCUGCAUACUGGUAUGGCAAAACACUUGUAGUUCAAUUUUCUGGACAGUUAUAUGCUCACUCGAAAGGAAAGUGGGGCAUGUGCAUGUGUGCGCAGACCCCUUAGGCCAGAGUUUCCCAAACUCUGUCCUGAUGCCACCCCUGGUUGCACGUUUUGGUUUUAGCUCUAGCACUACACAGCAAGAUUUAAAUAAUCAAAGCUUGAUGAUUAGUUGGUUAUUUGAAUCAGCUGUGUAGUGCUAGGGCAAAAACCAAAACGUGCACCCAGGGGGGGGGGGGGCCCAGGACCGAGUUUGGGAAACCCUGCCUUAGGCAAUCCUAGCUGUGUGCUCGAUCAGAUCAAAGACUAUUAGUUCUAAUUAGAACAGAACUGAUACUGCUCUUUCACUGUUAUUCUAUACUGUACUAUAUAUGAUUAUACUAUACUAAACUAUACUAUAUUAUACUGUAAUAUACUAUAUGAUACUGUACUACACUAUACUAUGAUAAUCCUGUACUAUACUGUACUACAUUAUACUAAACUGUACUAUACUACAAUAUACACAAACAUACUCUAACUAUAUUCUUAACUGUACUGUAAACUAUACUAUAUUUCAUACAAAUAUAAUAACGUUGAAACACAAUUUGUAAUAUGACUCAAUAAUAGAACAUGGUACCUGUCAAAUUCAGUUUCACUACCACUUUCUGCUAUAAGAUGCCAUAACAGUAUACAGCUGCUCUGAGGGGGGUUGAUAGGUAUCAUGGAGUAUGUUUUGAGUCUCUCACACUGCUCUAUCCUCCUGUGUCCCCCGUCGGCUCUGGCCUAGGUGGUAGUCAACGCCCUGGUGGGAGCCAUCCCCUCCAUUAUGAAUGUGUUGCUGGUUUGCCUCAUCUUUUGGCUGAUUUUCAGUAUCAUGGGGGUCAACUUGUUUGCGGGCAAGUACUACUACUGUUUCAACCAGACCGCAGAGGAGUACUUUCAUGCCAGCGAGGUCAACAACAAGACACAGUGCAUGGCCCUCAUUAAUCAGAACUUCUCUGAGGUCAGGUGGAAGAAUGUCAAGAUCAACUUUGACAAUGUUGGCGCUGGAUACCUGGCUCUGCUUCAAGUGGUGAGAGUGUCACUUCAUUCUCUCCCCUCUCUCUCUCUUACCCCCCACCCGUCCGUUCACUGUUUUUAUUCUCCCUCUCCCUUCCAUCCUCUUGCACAGCGCUCUGAGGCUCUCCUCUCUCCCCCUCUCCCUCUGUUCCUCUCCUUCUUUAUGCGUUUGUCCAUUUAUAGAUUUUUUUUAUACUGUUUUCCAUAUGUCCUCAUUUCUUUCCAUGUACAAGCUAAGCUCUUCUCCAGGACACACAUCACAUUUGGGUUUGAGUUCAACAUUCUUUUUUCUUCAUAUGAAAAUGAGACUCUUAACUUUUGUUUUGAAUAUUAUAAGUUAAUCGGAUCUCUUUGUCUCCAAAGGCGACAUUCAAAGGCUGGAUGGACAUCAUGUACGCAGCCAUAGACUCCAGAAGGGUGGAGGACCAGCCCAUCUAUGAAGACAACCUCUAUAUGUACAUCUACUUUGUCAUCUUCAUCAUCUUCGGAUCCUUCUUCACCCUCAACCUCUUCAUCGGUGUCAUCAUUGACAACUUCAACCAACAGAAGAAAAAGAUAAGACUAUUUUCUCUCCUCUUCCUCUUUCUCCUAUUUUUGCUAAAUGCUAUAGUAUAUUAUACGGCCUUGUAUAAAAAAAUUAUGAAGGCUCAAACAUGCUUAUAACAUGUUAAAAAGUAUUAAACCUGGAUACAAAGUCUAACCCUAAAUAGCAUUUGAAAGUAUCACAGUUGAAUGUAGGUAUUUACAUUGUUUGCAUACUGCUCUGAAUGUGUAAUGCAGCUACUGGUGUUACUGUCAGCGUUUGGCUAAUGGUCUAGUGUUGUAUCAUUGGUUAGGGUUAGGUUUGGGUUGUAACCAAAUGUUUGUUUAUCCCUGUUCUUUAGGUUAGGGCUAGGGUUGGUUGUAACCAAAUGUUUGUUUGUCCCUAUACUUUGGAGGUCAGGACAUCUUCAUGACAGAGGAACAGAAGAAGUACUACAACGCCAUGAAGAAACUGGGUUCAAAGAAGCCCCAGAAACCCAUUCCCAGACCACAGGUUGGCUGUUGCUCUCUGCCUUUAUUAGCCUGGCUUUUUAUGGAGUGAUAUUAGUGCCGACAGUUUGUUGGCAGUAAUAUCACUCCAUAUUUGUUUAGCCAGCUCAGCACAUACAGUAUGGGACAAGGCUAGGUCUUUAUAGUGUAAAACACUGCCACAAAAGAUUGAAAUCAGUAUUUUCAGUAUUUCAUUGUUGACGGAACACUGAAUAGUGAUAUGGAAAGAUGACAGAGACUGUCGCCUUGUUGCUAGCGCCUACUCAACUUUGUAGUUUUUUGUGUUAUUUGUUUUGCAUUAUUUGCUAUUCUGAUGUGUUUAUUAUUUUAUAUGACUUAGUAUACAUAACUGCAUUGUUGAGGAAGAGCUUGCAAGGAAGCAUUUCACUGUACUGUUUACACCUGCUGUAUCCUGUGCAUGUGACAAAUAAACUGAUUUGAUGUUAACACUGAAAUAUGGAUUUCAAUCGAUUGUGGCAGUAUUUCCCUGCGAUUAACAAAAUGUGUGUGUCGUUGUUGUUGUUGUUGUUGUUGUUGUCUGUGUGUGUGUGUUUCUCUGCAUGCGUACGCGUCUGUCUGUGUGUGUGUGUGUGUGUGUAUGUGUGCAUGUGUCUUGCUGUUGUCUCCUUGUCUCUACAGAACUAUAUCCAAGGGUUGGUGUUUGACUUUGUGACCCAGCAAGUAUUCGACAUCUCCAUUAUGAUGCUGAUCUGCCUCAACAUGGUCACCAUGAUGGUAGAGACAGACGACCAGUCGGAUGAGACGGAGAACAUCCUCUAUUGGGUUAACUUCAUCUUCAUCGUGGCGUUCACCAUCGAGUUCGUCCUAAAACUCUUCGCCCUGCGCCACUACUACUUCACCAAUGGCUGGAACGUGUUCGACACGGUCGUGGUCAUCCUGUCCAUCGCGGGUAAGUAGAGUGAGGCUGUGUCUAAAAUGGCACCCGGUUCCUUAUGUAGUGCACUACUUUUUGUCCAGGACUCAGCGAAAAAUAGCUUUUUGUGUGCACUACAUCAUAACGCACUGAUUUUUAUCAGUUUGGUGGAAACAAUCCGCUGGUGGGAAAAUACAAUAUUUUCUUUAUGCCGAUUGUAGAAUAUUCGCAUGAAAUUCUGUCGCCAAUUGGAUGGAAACGUAACUAUAAUUCCAAAGGGGAGAGACAUUUUUAAGGUAGACAUUGUGUUGAGUCAUUUCUGCUGACUGUGUACUCUCUGUCUUGUCUCUACCUUCUUCCUCCACAGGCAUGUUCCUGGCUGACAUCAUUGAGAAGUACUUCGUGUCUCCAACCCUUUUCAGGGUUAUCCGAUUGGCUCGAAUUGGCCGCAUCCUGCGUCUGAUCAAAGGGGCCAAGGGCAUACGGACUUUACUCUUCGCCUUGAUGAUGUCACUUCCUGCCCUGUUCAACAUCGGCCUCCUGCUCUUCCUGGUCAUGUUCAUCUUCAGCAUCUUCGGAAUGUCCAACUUCGGCUACGUCAAACACGGGGCCGGGAUAGACGACAUGUAUAACUUUGAGACCUUCGGGAACAGCAUGAUCUGCUUGUUCAUGAUCACCACGUCUGCAGGCUGGGAUGGUCUCUUGCUCCCCAUCCUCAACUACUAUCCUGACUGCGACCCAACCAUGGAGAACCCAGGUGCACCGUCUACAGGCAACUGCGGCAACCCCUCAGUUGGCAUAUUUUUCUUUGUCAUGUAUAUCAUUAUUUCCUUCCUUGUCGUAGUCAAUAUGUACAUCGCCAUCAUCUUAGAGAACUUCAGUGUAGCGACAGAAGAGAGCGCCGACCCGCUCAGUGAAGACGACUUCGAGACCUUCUAUGAAAUCUGGGAGAAAUUCGACCCCUCCGCUUCCCAGUUCAUCACCUUCCAAAAACUGGGUGACUUUGCCGACACCCUGGAGCACCCUUUCCGCGUUCCCAAACCCAACACCAUCGAGCUGAUCGCCAUGGACAUGCCCAUGGUCAGCGGUGACCGCAUCCACUGCCUGGACAUCCUGUUUGCCUUCACCAAGCGCGUGCUGGGCGACAGCGGGGAGCUGGAUAUGCUACGCACGCAGAUGGAGGAGCGCUUCGUGGCGGCUAACCCCUCCAAGGUCUCCUACGAGCCCAUCACUUCUACACUGCGCCGGCGCCAGGAGGAUGUAUCCGCACGAUGCAUCCAGAAAGCCUACCGCGCUCACCUCCUUAAACGGGGCUUCAUCUGCAAGCGCAGGCCCAAGACCAAGCUGGAGAACGGAGGGACCAACAACCAGGAGAAGAAAGAGAGCACACCCUCCACCGCCUCUCUCCCCUCCUACGACAGCGUGACCAAACCUGACAAGGAGAAACAGGAGGAGAACGAGGGGGAGAGGAAAGAGAAGGACAGAAACCAAAAAGAUGAGCGGGAAUCUAAGUGUUAG
This is a messenger RNA of Coregonus sp. 'balchen', 52886 nucleotides long. NCBI's taxonomy places the organism in Eukaryota, Metazoa, Chordata, Actinopteri, Salmoniformes, Salmonidae. The record is from the annotation of a GenBank genome assembly.